This is a messenger RNA of Pocillopora meandrina, 49314 nucleotides long. The record is from the annotation of a GenBank genome assembly. Lineage: Eukaryota; Metazoa; Cnidaria; Anthozoa; Scleractinia; Pocilloporidae.
UUCACGAUGACCGUUGUUUGCUCAGGAAGAGAGCAACCUAUGGGAAAAAAUCUCAAGAAUGCACAUCUGAUUAGCGAUUAUUGAAAUAUUUCUUGCUGUUCUACCGAGGAAGAUGGUUUGGGAGUGCAAGGAGUGUAAUAUGACAUUUAAGACUGAACAGUUGUUUGAUACUCACAAGAAGAAGUUUUGUUUCGGAAACAGUGUGGAUCCUGCUCGUAUUCAUUCGAGAAUUUCUGGUAAAGGUGGGAGUAACACUGAAAGAAGAGACAGACAAGAAUUCCAAAUUGUAAGUCAGCUGGUUUGUUGUAAGGGUAUAUAUACCUAGCUGUCAAAAAGGCUAUUUAUCCCCAUGUUUCCAUGUUCACACGGUAGACGUAUCAAUUAUCACAAGCAAACAGCAGUAAAUGUGCUGAUUGUUGACAAGUAUCAAUUUGAAUUUGAUAUUCUCUGGGUGUAUGCCAGCAUCAAGUUUCUACUUUUACUAGUCAGAUCAAAACUCCUGGAUUGUUAAGGGAAGGGGAAGGAGAGGGAGAGGAUCCCCAGGGAUAGAGAACCCCAGGGAAAAGGAUAUCAGUUCUUAAUUUCCUGGCUGGCUAAAACUUCUGCAAUGUAAUGGGGAGGGGAUACAAUGGGAAGGACCCCUAGGGAUAGAGAACCCAAGAGAAAGGGAUAUCAGUUCUUAAUUUCCUGGCUGGCCAAAACUCCUGGAAGGUUAUGGGAAGGGAUACUAUGAGAAGGAACCCCAGGGAUAGAGAACCCAAGAGAAAGAGAUAUCAGUUCUCAAUUUCCUGGCUGGGUAAUGCCAUAGCUUGUCUCUAACAGUGAAGAUCAAGGAAAUGGUGAAGUCCACAGACCCUCCUGGCAGGUGGAAAAUUUGGAAGGUUAAGGCGAGGGGAUGUUGAGCAUAAUCAUGAUUCUGUUAUCCUAUUGACAUUCCUCAAGAUGAUAACCUAAGUUAGCUCUGAUUUUCAAUUUUGAUAUGCAUUAUUAUGCAUUGUUUUUAAAACUGUUUUUAAAACUUUGAAAAUCAUAAUUUUCCAGCCUUUUUUUAUGUGUUAUUUCUGAGAGACACUGUAAUGUGAAGUUGAAUAUUUGUAUUAAACUACAUGGUAUAAAUGUCUACAAUUAUUAAUUUCUUCUUAUCUGAUCUCAGCCAUUACCAUAUAUCAAGCCUUCAGUUCACUCUGCUCCCAAUACUCCAUCAAGACAUAUCAGCAGUGUACAUCCAGAAAAUGACAGGAGUAGGGUGAGUAUAGUUCAAAAUGUACAAUUUUUUUUAAUCAUUAUCAGAGAGAGGAGUAACAAAGAUGGUACAUUUUGAGUGCAGCAGUUGGAUGAAGAAGGAUGAAGACUUGAAUCUUAGAUCUUUGGAUCUGGCAAAAUCCAUAGAUCUUAGGUUUUUUUCUCUGAGUGGAACUCAGAUUUUUUUUCUUUUUUCCAAAUGUGAUGAUAAUAAUAGAUAAUAUUUUUAAUAUUUUUUCUUUUGAUUAAUAUGAGAGGUAAAGAAACCUAAACUAAGCAUUUGUUUGAUUCCUUUAUUCAGAUGUUUCUUUCUAGCCAAAAUCAUUCCUCGCGUCGUCAAUCUGCACCAAACACACCUUCUGGAGUAUAUGAUGGUAUAACAGCUCUUGAAAAAGAAAAGGUUAGUUGAGCAAGGAAAUUAAGAAGGAAAACAAAAUGUACUGAAGCAUUGUAUGAGUGGUGUAAUACUUUAUCCAAUAAAUUAACCCUUUACACCCUAACAUCAGUGUACAUAUUCUCUAUACCUUCUCUAUACAUAUCCUAAGGUGCUGACAAGGAGAAUUUCUUUAACAAUCAAGGGCUGUUUUUGUUGGUGAUCGUUUCCUGUAUUCUUAUGACUUAAAUGUAUGAUUUUGGGGUGAUAUUGUAGGGAGAAUUUUAAUCAUGAAAGUCACUCUCAGGGUUCAAAGAGUUAUUGCUAUCGGCAAUCAAUUAAACAAUAAUAGUAAAAAUCUUGGAUGAAUACUUUUCACUCUGUCAAUCUUUUAUAGUCAAUUUCUGUCAUAAUUAUUUUUCUGUAUUUAAGAUUGACCAGUUAAAAAGGUUUAAGGCUCAUCAUAUGCAGAGAAAUUCAAGGAACUUAGAGGAAAAAGUUUCUUUGGACAGCAUCAAAGAUAGGCAAUUUCAGGUACAUUACUUGAAGACCAAGAUAAUUUUAUAUUAUUGGAUUUUCUUCUGUAAAAUUCAGGCUACAUGUAUAACAUGAGAAAUGUGUUCUCUUUUAAGUGAUUGCUGUGUAUAAACUUACAGAAUUCACUGCAAUAAACAUGACAGAACAAGCUUACUGUUCAGAGCAAUGAACAAUCCAGGUUUAUUGUAUUAACUCUUUAACUCCCAGAUCAAAUAUGUAAUUCUCCUUACUGUCAACUAUACAAUUCUUUUAAUGUUAGUUCAGAGAUUUUAGUAUUGGAUCAACAAAUUAUCCCCAAAUUGAUAUAUUCUCUAUUCUCAUCACUUAUCUGGUUGAUAUCAUAUUGAUAUUGUAAGGAGAAAUUCUGUCUUGGUCACUCAUGGAAGUUUAGGGUUCAAACAUUUAUUACAGACAUCAAGAAGAGGCAAUUACGAUCAUGAUAGAGGUGAUGACAGGAUUGGGAAAUUGACUGAAAUUCAUCAGCAGCAGCUUGCCGAACUUAAACUGAGGAAUGAGAAACUCCAGGAAGAGAAAGCUAGUAAGUAAAGAAAUUUAUUUCUCUCUGAAUCUCUGUUAUUAAUACGUAAACUUUGUUAAGCAAUACAUAUCAAUUUAUCUUCAUGAGCAUCAGCAAUCAGAGCUUACCUUUUGUCAUAAAUGAUGAAUUAAUUGAAUGUAUACAUCCAGUUAAGAGAUUUUGAGAAAGUCUAUCUUACUUGGACCCAUUUUAAAUCAAGGAUUAAGUUAUUCAUGUGUGUAUUUACUGUCACUUACCAGGGCUUGCUGAAAGAUUGAAUUCUCUUGGAAUAAGAAGUAGACAAAAAAUUCCAUCUCAGGGAAGUCUGGUAUGAACUUUAUUGAUUGCUAUUACUUUGUUUUUAAUUUUAGUAUUAAUCUAUAAUUUCUAAAGGUAUGCUUUAAAACUGUCACAUUGAACCAUGAGUCUAGUCAUUCACAAGGCAGAUAAUAACUAUCCAGCAGAUAAGUGUUAACAAAACAUACCACACUAUCCACCAGAUGGAAAUUUAUCCAGUGGAAAGUGUUAUCCAACCUUCAAACAACUGGAGCCAGAUGCUUUGAACUCAUUGUUCCUCUGUCUGUCAGGACCACAGUUUUGUGUUUAUUGCUGAUCUUUUGUCUUUUUUGCCCAACAAAUGUCAUUUAUCAUACACAUAUAUGCCAAUGCAAAAUACUGUAAUCACUGUGGCACAGAGAAAGAUGAAUCUGAGCAAAACAUGUGUGACUGUGAUGUAACUUUGUCUUUUUCCCUUAAGUUCAAUUUUUCCAGGUGUGUUUGUUGAAGUGCUUGUGUAUACAAACAUGUGCUGCUGCUGAGUUAUUUGCCUAAAAUAUUGUUUCCUUGAAUUUUUUAGAAACAACAAGCCACAGAACUUGAUGGACUCAAGAGAUAUUUGGAAUUCAAAGAAGAGGAAGAAAAGUUAGAAAAGUCUUGAAACUCCUGUGUGACUUUAUUUUUGAAUAUGUGUUACUUUCCCUCAGGCCUGGAUGAUUUUCUUAACUCCUGUUUUUCUUUUCCCAGGAGAAAUUUCUAUGCUCAGCAAUCUAAGACCAAUGUAAUGAAAGUUUCACCCAGAUCACCACCUCAAAGUGCUACAGCUGAUUACUUAAGGGGUUCAGAAUUGCAAGCAGUACAUCCAAGGUACCAUCUAUUAUUCAUACAUUUAACUAUUUUAGCCUGGGGUUUUACUGCUUAGAGUAUUUCACAUACUACCAAAAAUUGUCUUUAUUAAUUUUCAACUUACAUACAACAGUGCAUUACUAACACUACUUAAAAACACUUGCAGUAAUUACAAUACUAACAAUGCUAAAGUUACUUACAAUACUACCCCUGUUGUUUCUAAUACAUAUCAAUACUCAUGUCAAAGACUACUUACAAAAGGAUUAAGUUAGCUUACAUACAAAUUAUGUGACGCUUACACUACUUGCAAUAUGAAUUUUAGAUAAAUAAUUAGCUUACUCUGCAUAUUUAACGAUACUUACACUAGGUGAGUAGUAGUAGCAAAGCCUUUAUAUGGGCCCAUGGGGCCAGUGCUUAACUCCAGUUUUCUCAGUAUGAAGCAGCUAGGAGUAUUGCUACUCCCCCCUGGAUGGGAUGCUAGUCCACCAUAGGGUUACCCCCAGCAUAUUUGCUGGUACCCAUUUGUACACCUGGGUGAAGAGAAGCACUGUGAGAGUAAAGUGUCUUGCCUAAGAACACAACACAAUGACCCCAGCCAGGGUUCAAACCCAGACCACCCGAUCCAGAGUUGAGCACACUAACCAUGAGGCCACCACGCCUCCCUACUUACAACAGGAGAGGCAGAUACAAUUUAUGAGAGGUAGACUGCAGCAUAAUUAUCACAGACACAAUGCAGAUACAUGUACUUCAAUUAUAUUUCAGAGCUUAGCGCUACCUUUUCCUUGGUUUUUUUUCUUGUAGGAAAUCUUUGAGGGAGCCAUCCAAUGGAAGAGGUACAGUAUACUGCAGAGUAACCACACAUGAACAAAAAAAUUAACUGUUUGUUACAAUUAACCAAGAUUUCUGUGUGUUAUAAUUCUACUUAAAAUGAUUUUGGUCUAUAAUAUUUUAAUGUGUACAGGUUUAUUAAAAUAUUUUUAUUCGUUACUUUUACAGGCCAGGUUGUGCCAUAUCAUUCUCCACCAGUACAAUAUUUUGAGCCUGGAUCAGUACCACUUGGGCGGGGCAAUAUCUUGCAUGAAAUUAAGUGAGUCCUUUUCCAGAUUUUAAUCACUUAAAAUAUCAUUUUAGAACACCUAAAUUUGGCCAUUUUUUGGCAAAGUAUUCCCCCAUCCAGAUCCCAUGGAUAGCAUCUGCUUUCAUCACUUGUCCAGCACUGUAGUACUGGGAGUUAGCUUUAUCAACUCAGCUGACUACUUUGUAACUUUAUCAUAGCCCUGAGCAUUCUGUGCCCAGCUUUGGAGAAGGCAGUCUCCAUAAGUCAUCAGAGUUAUCUUACUGUAUGUACAUGUAGAAUGGGCAAACAUGGCCUCAUUUUUUACACAUUACACAUUAUUGUAUUGUGAAACCAAGAGAAAUCAAAUACAUGUCCAGAAACUACAUGUACAGCACUGUAAGAGUAAACAGAGAGGUGGUUUCCCAACUUACACAUAUCUUCCUUAUAUUAGCUGAUGAGAACUUGUGUGCUCUUGUCCACAGUAUGCUGAAGAAUGAAUACUUUCAAAGGGGAGGCCAUGAUCCAGAAAUACUUGCACAGAUAAGAGAUCUAGAGUAUGAGGCCCAGAGAAUGCAAGCUACCCAAAGACCACAAGGUAUAAAAGACAAUGAAUAUUUUUCACUUAAUAUUUGCUCUUGUGAUUGAUAUACAUUUGUUAUACAUUUGUUAGCUCAGUCGAUAGAGCACUACACCAGUAUCACAGAGGUCAUGGGUUCAAAUCUCGCACAGGGAUGAAUUUUUUUCAGGCCUUAUUUUCACCACUGCUUAAGUAGACUUCAUACAUUUUCUUGUCAGUUAUUUAAGGCACGUCUCCAUUUAAUAAAUAAGGGACACAAACUUUAAUCCCAGCUUUAAAAAAUCGUUCCAUUACCUUUUAUUUGAAGGGAAACCUCCAUUCUGAGAACACUUUUACAAGUCCUAAGGGUACCCCCUGAUUGGAGGUUCCUUGGUGUCUCUUACCUUGAUUAAAGUAAAGUAACCUGCAAGUACAUGUUGGUCAUCAUUAUUAGCACUAUAGGACUCGUGUUUCUCUGGCAGAGGGAAGAUUUCAGAUGGGUUGUGGAGAGGUUUGAUGGGGAUCUGGCAUUAUCAGUGUUAGACCCUUUGCAAGCUUCUUGCUGGCUAGCAUUGCCUAAGGCUUCAUACUUUCCUGUCGGUGCAAAAAUGCUUCUACAAAGCCCUGCUCCCAGGCUAUAAUUAAGAGGCAUUUCAAUUCAGGAGACACAUUUUAUCCCCAAAGUCAAGGUUUCACUUUUAUGCAGUUGCCAUUGAUUUGUGCACUCUACCUGGGGGCUUUCCUAAGUUGCACUUGAACAGCUUAAUAGAUUUGCAUUUACUGUAAUGCAUCUUUCUGCAUACAUACAUAUGUACAUACGUAUGUUUGUAAAAGGAAUAUAAAAGCAAAACUUGCCGCUAUUUAACUCACAUUUACUCUAUCCAUCUUCAUAUGACUGACACAACAAGCUGUAGAUCCAUUCCUGCAACAGCAAAUUCUGAGUUUCCACUUGGCCAAUCAGAGACUUGAACAGGAGCUGCAACUUCUAAGGGUAAGAAAUGGUUUGAUACAUACUUAAACUUAAGAUGCUGGCUUAAUCGUAAAGUUUUGAAUAAUUAAUCUCUUUGUGUAACUUCUACUGCAUAUGAAAAAAAAGUACUCUUCCUCUUUUUCACCAAAUUUGUUUUAGGAUGAGAGAGGACAGAAAGAAAGAAAGCGUUCACCAGGUACUUCACCUUUUAUUUUAACAUUAGUUUUACUUAUGUAUCUUACUGUAGUAACACAAGCUCUGUUUAGUCUAAAGUGCUUUGGACUCUGGAUAGAGACAUCCUUGUUGGAGGUCUGGCUGAGUCAUUAUGCCUUUAAUUCUUGAGCAAGACAUUUUAUUCUCAUUGAGUCUCAUUUUCCAUACAUUGGAUACAGUUGAGAUGCUUGCUUUUGAUCUUUUUUCUUCAGAGGUGGAUCCUGAAUUCCAACGACUAAAAGAAGAGCACUUGGUGAAAAUGGCAUCAUUAAGACAAGAAACAGAGCUUUUGAAACAACAGGCAGAGGUGGAGAAGAUGAGAAAACAACUGAAAGAGCUUAGAGGAGAGAGCAUAAUACCACUGGAAGGGAAUAGAAAGGUUUGUACGUGUUCCUUUCAAGUGAACUCUUUGGACUCACAGCAACUGUAUUGCUUGCGUAUAUUGCAGGACGUGAGAAUCGCACGCGUGUCACUCACUAAUUUCGCGCGUGUGGCUGUAAAUUAGAAAUUUCCUAAAAUACAGUGAUAAUGCAGAGACGCUUUCUACAGCAGGUAUUACAUUAGACAUUCGAAUGCAUAUUUUAUUACGCUAUUAAUUAUCAGUUAUUUUGAGAGCCGAAGCUCUUGUUUAAUUGUUAUUGCUCCUCCCAGAAGUGAUUAACAAGUAACUUCUCCCUGUAAUAUCCCUAAAUUAUUCAGGAAACAGGUAAUGAGAAUACUUAAACUCCUGUAAUCUGGUAGAAGUUUUUAAUCCUGAUCUAACACCAAAUUCUUACUAGGAAAUGUGUGGCAGCUAGAGGGGAGAAUUAACAAACAGAUCUUGGGUUAAAAGAUCAACUAAGAGACAUGUGUUAUGAUUUUACUGCGAGUGUCUGUCACACUGAUCUAUUGCUUUACAUUCUAAACUACAGACGUUCGAGUCGCCAUUUAUAUUAACAAACACAAGCACAGACAAAGAAUUGCAGCCGAGUCCUUACGAUCCAAAGUAGGUAGCCCAAAUAAUUUUAAUUCAAUGUCCUCCAUCGUUUCAUUUGGCUUCAAGUUCAUUCACGGGUUCCAAAGCCCUCACUUUCAAAAUGAGAAAGUUGAAAUCUGUACAUACAGGAGAGUAGAGAAGAAUAUGGCUAAUGAUGUAAUAUUCUUCUUACAGUGUUGGGUUUGCCGUAUUCUGGGAUUUUGUUCUUGGCCUGAGCACGUCCUUUCCCAGAUGUAGACUCGCUGCUGGGGUGUAUCAAGGGGCAGAAAUAUCGACAGACGUCAAACUGCUACCAAUUGUUAGAACAACAGUCAUCACCCGACAGAGCCAUCCCACAAUCCCCCCUGGUGGAGCAGGAGUUAUUGGUGUAAAGCAUCCAUUUCCAAGGUAAAAUCUUCGAUGCGUUUUAUCGCUUGGCGCGCAUGACCAGAAUUUGGCCUGUUGUUUACUAGCACCUGUGUUACUGUAUCUUUAGAUGUAUGCCGGAUCAGAAUCUCGGCCUUGUUGUUGAGCUUCAAGCAAACAGUCCUGAGGACUCUAAUGACCCAAAUGAGCUGUUUUCAAAAGGGUGGACUAGAAUUGACUUGUUUGACAUGAGCAACCGACUGCUCAGUGGAAGGUACGAAAAUUCAUAUAUAAUUCUCAUAAUUAUUUCAGUAGGUUUUUUCUUUUAUUUUAUGGAAUUCUAAUUUAUUGUUUGUGUUCCAGGUGGAAGAUCCCGAUCAGAGUCUCUCCAAUCAAAGCAUUUCUUAGCACCCAUGAACUUAACAUGAUACCCCAGGUUGGUGUCUUUUUCUCUUUUGCCUGGACGCCUCUGGGCUGGUUUGUUAAUAUCCUUUAACGGAUAAGUUUUAUGUUUCGUUGUAAUCUUCCUUUUUGAUUAUUUUCUCCUUUACCAAAUUAGUAUUUUGUGGUUUCCUGUCAAGUUGGAGAUAAAUUGGACAGUUUUAUUCAACCUUUGACCCUUUAAGAGUGCCUAGCAUCUAAUGUCUCCUUACAAUAUCAUCCCUAAAUUACACAUGAAGGUUACGAGAACAAUUCUCUUGACUGUUCAACAAACUCUCCCUGUCAGCACCUUGGGAAAUGUUUAGAGAACAGUAUGGAGAAUAUGCAUACUGAUGUUAGGGUUUAGUGGGUUAACUGUGUAUAAAUGGCUUUAAGUGAUAUUAACUAGUUCGUUAAAUUUGAUUUGACUUUUGUAUCAUUAAGGUCGGACAGGCAGAGCUUUAUCUCAGGCUUGUGAACAGUCGCGACAUACCCUCGCAAGACACACAGAAUCCCCAGCCUGUCCAACAUCAUUUGUACAAAUAUCCAUCAGUGGUAAGACACAUCAGCUAUAAAUAGUGUAUAACUGAAUCCUUCUCCAAAACUGCAACUGAAAAUUAAAAUAACAAAAUGUAAAACUGCACAGGAAAUUUAUGCCAACGCCAACUCGGCCCCAAGCCAUCAUAUAAAGCGCAUUUCAAAACCAAGAUCAAAGUGCUGAUGAUGGCCAAUCAGCGGAAAGAAAAAUAACACAGUCAGCCAAUGAGAAAUCAAAAUUAAAACAUGUGACCUGCGUGUAGCGCGGGAAAAUAAGAGUUCCUUAGUCGUUGUCGGUUUCGGUUUUGUAUUUCAGCGGUAGAUGAGUUGAUGCAAGUUUUCUACACAAAUCAAGUUGGUGCAAGUUUUCAACACAAAUCAAAGGCUGUUGUUUACUUUCAACACACAGUUUAAAGACGCUCCGUCAUGUAAUCCUAUUGAAUUCUCUCUACCCAGUUGUGACGUGUUGGUUUUACUUUUUUUUUAAGCAGGGUUGUCUUUUCAAAAGUGUUUUUGAUCGUUGUUUAUUAUUUUAAUAAACAAUUUAAUGUAUAACUUUUUUUCCACCUCAGGAGAACAUUCGCGUCAUUCCUCAAGUUUCUACGCUGUCCGUCAACCACAGCUCGCAAAAUUUUGCCCCAGCGCCACCCCCACCCCCACCCCCGUCAGUUCCUCCCCCUGCCCCUCCCCCUCCCCGUUCCGACACCCCGGCAGCUGUUUCACAGAAAGCAGAAAGGUAAGAGUUUAUCCAGAAUGGUAAACCCUUUGAGACACCUCAAGGCGCUUUCAUAUAGUUAAAGAAGAAUCUGACCAAAUAGACCGGACAGUCAAACCCUUUCUCCCGCAGCAUUGACCAAAACGCAAUUUCUCCUAAUUAAAUCAUAGGCCGUCAAGCAGACCAAUGUUGAGGAUAAAUGUAUAUAAACCAACUAAAGAAUUUGUUUUGAUCUGCACCAAUUUCUCUGAACUAUUAUUAUAAAAAAAUGUAUUAUAAAAAGUAGGGAGAAUUACUUUUAAGGUCUUAAGAGCGAAACGCUCUGAUUUAUCUGGGAGUUCCUAGGUAGUCAUUGCUUUUAUUUCAAUUUCUUCAGUUUAUUCGCUUUUCCUACUUCUUUUGUCUUCCCAUAUAUUAUAGCGUCCCGAGAACCCCGCUUGAUGAGUCAGUCGUUGGUUUCCAAGUAGACCAACUGAUUGAUGCCAUUCAGGGAGAAGCUAGGAUUAAAAUAACAGUCUACGAGCACGGCGAGGGACAGGUAAGUUGUGGCAGAGAGGUUUACCUUUCAACUUGUCACGCCAGAGACAGCAGUCAAAAGUCAUUCAUUCGAUCCAUUUUGAAGUUAAUCAGUGUAGUAUUCAGAUAGCCAGUAAAACAAUCAGGCUGAUGAGUAAUUGAUCAGUCAGUCCGUCAGUCAGUCUAUCAGUCGUCAGGCAGUCAAUCAGUCGGUUAGUCAAUUAGUCAGUCAGUCAACCAGUCAGUCAGUCAGUCAGUCAGUCAAGCAGUCAGUUAGUCAGCUAGUCAGUCAGUCAGUCAGUCAAGCAGUCAGUUAGUCAGCUAGUCAGUCAGUCAGUCAGCCAGUCAGCCAGCCAGUCAGUCAGCCAGUUGGUCGGUCAACCAGUCAGUCAGGCAGCCAGUCAGUCAGUCAGUCAGUCAGUCAGUCAGCCAGUCAGCCAGUCAGCCAGCCAGCCAGCCAGUCAGUCAGUCAGUCAGUCAGUCAGCCAGUCAGUCAGCCAGUCAGUCAGCCAGUCAGUCAGCCAGUCAGUCAACCAGUCAGUCAACCAGUCAGCUAGUCAGUCAAUCAUCCAGUUAAUCAGUCAACCAGUUACUCAGCUAGUCAUUAAAUCGGUCAGUAAAUCAAUAGUUCGAUAUUAGGAAAAGAGAUGCUCUACGUCAAUUCGUAAAAGAAUCCUUUCCUGGUCAUUUUUUCAGGUUCUUAAAGGAGACAAUAACAUCCCAAUAAUGUGUGUAACCAGGUCAGCAAAACAAGACUUCCUUGAGGGAAUAUUCUCCUUUGGAUUACAGGAGGUAAGCACAAUUUCAUUAUAUUUUCAUCGUACCUUUAAACCUCUGUACCCUAACAUUAACUUGCAUAUUCUCCACAUUUCUCUCUACACGUUUUCUUUGAUAAUAAUAAAUAAAUGAUGUUAUUUAUCCAGGGAGCUCACAUCACCAAAGGUGUUAUUCAGUGAGGCCCUGCCAAAAAAAAAAGAAAAAUGUUAAAUUUGAAAGGUUAAAAAUAGUUUAAAAUACAAUUUUAAAAUGUUCAAUAAAAUUACAUUAUAAAAUGAGUUAAAAUUGCGGUCUUCGAGGCUUGCUUAAAAAUUAAAAGUGACCUCAUGUCACGUAUUGACUUGUCAAGACUGUUCCAUUCUCCCAGUCCUUGAUAUAAAAGGCGCUGUUUUCCAUAAUUGCGCCUAACUCGCGGUAAGUAAAAAUUGGAUUUGCCACGAGUAUUAUAAGAAUGGAUGUCACUGAUUAGCUUUGUAUCAAACUUAAAAUCUAUAAUGCCAUUUACAUAUUUAUAAACGAAGACACAGCGGUGAAAUAACCUAAGUUUAAAAAGUGUUGGCCAACAAAGUUCUUCUAAUGCCUCUGUAGACAGGGAGAAUAUGGUUAACGAUCAAGUUGUACUUAAGCAGGCGAUCAUUUCCUCAAUGCUUUAUUCAGUGGCGAUGAUAUAAGGAGAGAUUAGAUGAUACAGUCAUGAUCUAGUCACUCGUAAGGUGAAAGAGUCAGGAGCGGACUUGAAAUGAAAAAUCCCUGCAAUAUUUCCAUCAAUUAUCAAAAUAGCGGAUGCAUAUCCUACAAACUAGAGUAAACUUUUUAAACUACAUUACGAACCACAGGCAAGGGUUAUACAUUCUGUAUCGUUACAGAGUAUAAGACGGGACCAAGCCGGCUUGAUAUGACUAGUUUAAUUGUUUUAACGCUCGAGAGAGUAGCAUUGCCUUUUGUGUGAGAUUUUUUUAUUACAGCAGUUCAGUCUGCUUUGAAAUUAAUUCGGAUGAAAAAGGAUAAAAAGGAGAGCUGCUUUACCUAGUUGAAAAACCUUACUACGGUCCUUUGAAAAUAGAAACCUGAAGUAUGGCGAAAAUUAAUUUUUUGUCACUCUGAAUAUUAUGUAAAUUUUUAGCGAAUGAAGAUUUGUCAGUGAUCGAUAAAUUGGUCAUUGAACUCAGCAGCGGAAUAAGAUAAAGAGUUUGGAAAGGUUUUAUGUCGGAGACCGGGGCCGUACAAAGUUAAGAUUUUUGAUUGACAGAUUUGUGCAUGUGAACGCUUCGAAGCUACCCUUUUCAUCUUGAGUUAGAACGGAACUGUGGGCAAAUAUUGGUUGUACGUAAAAAAACCUUUCAAAUAUGACUUUUUCGACUUUAUUGCUUCCUGACAUUUAUGGAACUUUUUCAUUUAUUUUGAGAAGUCUUUGUUUUAUUGUGACACUAAUAUCUCUUUUUCUAACAUCCAAAAUAUUAUUAACGUAACUAAGAUGGAAAAUUGGCAUUUAAUUAAUAAGGAUUGACGUCAAGGUGUCCUUUGAAACAUCCGGGCUUGAUUUGCUUGAGGCUAAAAAGCGUCAUUUGUUUAUUAAGUCUAAUAUCUUACACUAUUGACUUCGAUAUAUUUUAAGCCUUUCUGAUUAAUUUAACUCUAAGUUUUUCAAGAUGCAUAGUUCUUGGAUUCGCACUCUCCAUUAGGGAAAACAGUAGCUAUCAUCAUGUUAUAAAUUUGAUUUUUCGUAAAAAGAUCCAGUUUAUUAAUGAAAGUGCGAUUAUAUGCUUUAAAGAAAAAAAAUAACCUAUUCAAAGACAAUUUAAAGUUUAUUCUUGUAAGUUAAGUGUGUUUAGAUGAUUUUACCAAACAAAAAAGUCUAUUUGAACGAGACUUUCAAUUUAUUCUUUCAAGUUCAGUUCACGAAAAGACUAUUGUCUUCAAACGAGACUUUCUUUAGAAUAUUCAGUUACUUAAAUGGAAAUAAUCGUUAAGCUAAAAGUGCAAAAUUUUGAAGUUAUUGAAAUUCAAUAUCCUCUCCUACGUGUUUCAUGUUUACAGUCGUGGGGAUCAAAGACAUAAUACGCCAGCUUUAUUCUAUGGUGCAAUAAUUUAUGUACAAAUUCUUUAAAAAUGCUUUUUAUUUUUGCCUUUGGUAAUUACAUUAUAUGAUAAGGAAAAGCAAGUAACGUUUGCUCCAAUUGGCAUUGAUAUGAAUUUUUACCUGAUUCGUCCCAAGACUCCAUCGCUGACGCGCGACAAGGCACUGCGAUCUGGGAAGCGGGGUAUGAUGGGAAGAUGGAUGUGAAGGUCUCUCAUCUUCUUUCUCUCCUGACAAUCAUACAUUGCAGUCCCUUUUCCCCCUUACGGCACGUUCUUUUAGACUCCUUGGGACGAGUUAGCAAUUAAACCACGUGCAUGCUUGGGGAAUUUUUAAAUGGUUUCCAUAGAAACUUAAAAAUGAAAACUGUGCAGUGGAUAUUUUUAUUUGAUGCGAAUUCCGGAAGUGCUAAUUGGCACGUGACUUGUGUUAUUAGAAUUUUUUUUCCGUGUGCUUUUCAUCGCAACGGAGCGUUUUGUUUUCUAUUUUCUCAUUAAACUCAUAAAUUCCCAUUCUAUGUUCACGGCUCAGUGGUCGAGCCUUUUGACUGGCAUCAGAAGUAAGUGAGGCGCUAAUUUCACUUCCACCCCCCCCCCCCCCAAAAAAAAAAACACGUUCUAUCUGAAGUUGUUGGGAAAAUGAUCAUAUAAAAAACUUUUACGUCAACGAAAUACUUCUCUUCGAAUCAAAUAAUCACAGUACUGUAAAAUCCACCGACAAAUUCUUAAUUGCGAACUUCAGUUCAAUAUAAAUAAGCUUUUCCUCUAACAAAUCCAUCAAUUCCAAAAAAUCACUUAAUGAAUCAAAAAGUUACUAAUUGAUGAGCGUCUCUUUCUUUACAACUGUGACUGGAGGUGUAUCUCCACUUUUACUGAUCCACUUGAUUUUCACUUGUUUCGUUCGGCUUCGGUUCUCUGUAUCGUUGUCGUUUUUUCCUUUGCCUGUUUCAUUAACCUCCUCAAUUUCCUCCUCCACGACUAUAUACUCGCCAUGCUGCUGAGUGCCGUUCGGGAAGAUGUACGUACCAGGGCCGAUCAUUUUGUCGUCGUAAAAGUUGCCGAUGUAGUUUUGUUUUCCGAAAGUCAAUUUUCCCCUUCCUGCGAAAAAAUUAAUAAAGAAUACGAAAGUUUUGUCUAAUGGCCGUGUGCGAGGUCCGUGCGUCAUCACCUUAAGCCAAAAAUUUUUCCGUUCGGUCCUCCCUCUGUACAUAGUAUUAAGAAAUAAACAUCGCGAUAACCAAAAGAAAUUUGUUCCUCAUAGCAGAAAUAAGUUGGGAAGAAAGAAAUCAGUUUGGGGAAUUUUGUUUUUUAACUCUUUCACUCACGAGAUCUGGGUGUUAACUCUUCCCUCUAGCUGCUACACCAGAAUUUGGUGUUAGAUCAAGAUAGCAAGCUCUACUUGACAAGUUUGAGUAUUCUCAUAACCUGUUUUCUGAAUAAUGUAUGGAUAUUAUAGGGAGAAGUUACAUGUGAAUCACUGGGAGUUAAAGGUUUAAUCAAAACCAUUUUCUCAAGGCUAAAAUUUUGAGAAUAAGAUAGGGAAUUGUAAUGGGUUCUUCGCUGGUGAGCGGUGAGGAGAAUUGAUAUUCAAUCUUGUAAGGAGCUUUCUCAUUAUUUGAUUUCUUAGGUGUUCGUUUACAUUACCACAGUAUUUUGGUAAGGUUUUUUUUUGGUUCAAGGUAGUUUUCUACUUAGAAAAGCAACUGAGAAAUAUCGUUGAUACCUGUAGUUCUUCCCACGCAACUAAGUAAACGGCAAGGCGACCGACAACAACGAUAGAAUUUACAAAUGAAAUGGAAAACGAAGCCAUAAAAUUUUGGAUAAAACCUCUACAGCUUUCAAAUUUGCCUUCCAUUGCGUUACGGUGCUGAUAGAAAAUUUUUCCGUCCUAGGAUAACGAAAUUCUUUAAGUAUUGCAAAGGAAAGAGAGCAAAAAAAUUUGUCUUUUUUUUCAUUAGUCUGGCUGAAUUUAUUCUGUCUUAAGUUUUGUGAAAUUAAAAUUAUGCUGUUUUUAAAGACAUUUUUAAUGAGAUGAGAGUGGGAGUUGGAAAUGGAAGUGGAUAUUUUGCGAAAUUCGCUUAAGUCACAGAGAAUUGAAACGUUACAGUGACGAUCGGAUUAAUUGUUAUUGUAGUAAAUCCAUUUUUUUUUCCACUUGUGAGUUUUAAAACGCAAUGGUUUACUUCAGCUUAUCUUAGCUUCAACGCACAAGGGUGUAAUUGUUCCCAUUUAUUCUAUAUUAUGACUGGGUGAUAGUUUGGGUUUUAAUUUAACUCUCAGUCGUAUUUUUGACAUUUUUGUAUUGACUAAAACCUGCUCCUCAUGUAUGUUAAAAAACCUCUUUAACCUCAUACUGAAUAAUGAUCAAAACUCAUUUGGUCGUGGUGAAGCUCGUUGUGAUACGCAUUUGCAAUUUUUAGUUUAAAAGUAUAUUUUGCCUUCAAAAGUUUUGCCCUUGUUAUGAUAGCCAUUCUUCAAAUUUAUUCCGUAAUUUAAUACAUUAAUUUUCGGUUCUUUGAUCGCAAAGCGCUCAUUUGCAUUCGUCGAUUUGCCGUCAGACAACUUGUUUAGUUUCUAAUGUAAAACUGUCGCCAUUAUAUAUGCACCAAUGUUUGUUUUUACCAGUUCCAGUUUGUUUUUAAAGUAUAAAAACUCGCUAGCGACAACUUUCAGCUUUGUAUCUGUUUUUUCUUUGUCUUCGUACGAUUUGUCGGUUUUAAUUUAUUUAUGUCCAGCACGUUUUCCUUUCUUAAUAUUUAAUGGGCAUAUGAAAGCUCCUAGCAACCAUUUCUUCAAAAAUUUCUUUUAUAAGGCGAAUAUCGAGAGAAAUGUGUUACUUUUUAAUCGUGUGCCAAGACGUGAUUAUCAUCAAAUUAUCUCUUCAAGAUCGUUCCAUAAAUAGUUUUUUUUUACAUAGUUUACGAUCGUCAAAAAUUCUGAUCGUCAAACUGUUUGCCCAAACUGAGUGAUCCGCCAUCUUCGAGCUGAGGUGCAAAUUGUGAUCGAAGUGAUUCAAACUGGUGAUAUUACGGUUAACGUAUUCAAAAGCAAAGCCUUAUUACAAGACCGUUUCGACUCGUUGUUUUGUGUUCGUCUUCAAUAUUUUACACUAAGUACGCAAUUAUUAUUUUUGUACCAAAAAACACCUUGAAAAAGCUAACCUGAUCUUUUUCCUUCGAACCACUGUCCUUCGUAUGACAUUCCACUCGCCGCGUAUGUGUACGUCCCUUGUCCAUGUCUUCGGUCGUGUUCCCAUUCGCCUCGAUACAAAUCGCCAUUGGUAUAAAAAUAAGACCCAAAUCCAUGCCUGAGAUCGUCUCUCCAGCUUCCCUCAUACUUCGCUCCAUCAGGAUACAAAAAAGUCCCUUGUCCGUUUUUCUUGUUGUUUUCGUAAUGCCCCAUAUAACACGCGUUUCGCAACUUGCCCUUGAGCUUUCUAAAGACAUAUUUACCAUAGCCAUUUCUGUACCCGUGCUUAUACUGUCCUUCGUAUAUAUCGCCAUUGGGCAGCCUUGCUUUCCCCUUUCCGUGCCGUUCGCCGUUUUCGUUCCGAUCUCCUUCGUACGUAUACGGUAACACCUCGUUUUCGGAGUCCAUCUCCUCGUCAGAUUCGCGUAACGUUUCCAUGCCACCAAAAUUUCAAAUAAAAAAGCCGAUUUGUUUUAUUCAAACUCACAAGAAUUACAAAAUGCGUUGAGAAUUUUUUAAUCUUCCGUGUGGUGGAAACUACUCGCUUUUUCUCGAGAAUAAAUCAAAUUAAGUGAUAUUUUGUCGCGCAGAUCAAACUUCAAAUAUACUGUGACACCGAAAUGCUCGCCUUAAACUUCCCCCACAGAUAGACCGCCAGAUAAUUUUAAUUUUUAACCGCGUGUUUUUAGUUUGCUCUGAAAGCGUCUAUUCGUGGAUAAAAAAAGAAAACCUCUACACGAAUCACGUUAAUAUUUUAAAGAUGUCUUUUGUGAUUGUGUUGAGGAUACUUUCGCUUUAGAACAGGGCGAUGUAUUUAAAUCAUUCCUGAAUAUUUCAAUUGGUGCUUCACUCGCAAACAUGGCCAGACACUCAGAAAACAUAAUCGUGCUUCUGAAUUAUUAAUUGGCUGGGAAAUUUUUUGCGGUAGUAUUUCCAAAUUAUCUAAAAUAUGCAAAACAGGGGAAUUGCCGGCUAACUGCUGCGAAAGAUAUCGCUUGGGGCAGUUGUUUUUCUUUUUCUGCGAUAGCUACUAUAUCAUUUCAUCGUUUAAACCCUUUUGUUGUGAGGAAGGAAGACUAUAGCGAUUAAAAUCCUGACGCUGAUGGGAAAAAAUUUAGUGCUAUAGUUUUUCCAAAAAUAAAGUGAUAAGGAACAUACUCAUUCAAAUUGGCCGCAUAUUUUUUUUUAUCACGCAGGUUUGCUCAAUGCACCUUUUUCAUUCAGUGUGGUUCUCUCAAUUAAACUGAAGCGAGAACACUAAACAAUUUGGAAACAUUUUUUUUGUUUAAGUUACAGUUCGUCCAUUUCAAUUUUGUUUUUCAUUUUUUUUUUUCAGUUUGAGAAAAUUUUUCCGCAAGGUUGAUGUACUUAAUCAAAAUAAUCUUUAUGCCUCAAGUUCAGUGUUUUGCACCGCGUCAUUAAUAUUAAAUACUUUUUAAAAGGAGAUAAUUUUUAUUUUGAUUUCCUUUGAUCCCCAAUAAAAUUUAAAAUAGAGAAUGUUUCUGCUUUAAAAAUAUACUCGUCACAAGUUUAUAGAGGUACAAAAGUAUCGUGCAGUCCUUUUUAAACAUUGAGGCUGAUGCCUUCUCCAAGAAAAGAGAAUCAGAAGGAAAAAUUUUCUUAACUCCUUACGGAAUCGGGAAUAAUAAAGUUUGAUUUCGUUCAUGAUCGAUGAAUGGUUGUAAUUGAGUUCAUAAAUGUUCUGAAUACCUCGUUAACCUCCUGAACUCUAAUAUCAGCAUUCAUAUUCUCCACACUGUUCGCUUUACAUUUCCUUUGGUACGGAUUAGGAGAAUUUGUUUCACAAUCAAAGCUGCUAAGGUUGGCGAUCAUUUCAUUUAUUCUCAUGAUCUUAAUGAAUGGUUCAGCAGUGUUACUGUUAGGAGAAAUUAGAUGCUGAUCACUCUUACGGUUUUUAAGGUUUGAUUGUAUACGCUUCUUGAACACAGGUGCUUCGGUAAACUUUACGAUCAAAUUUCAAGCAACUGGCCUCCUUAUUAUCUCAAUCGAUAAAUUCAAUUUAUCAGUCCUAGUAUAAAAGAUCAGUAAAUUUUCUUCGAAGGGGUACUCUGCGGUGCACCUUUAAAUUUCAGGAACGUUUUAUCAAUACAAGUUUUCAUUUGUGGUCAGUUUAAGAAGAUAUGGUCUUACGUUAACGAAGCUUGGAAAAGCAGCAGUUGAACAUCAGCUUGGAAAUUAUUUACGUGAAAUUAACUGUCAUAGCUUGUUUGCGUGCCAUCUUUUUUCAAUUUUUUUCACACUGGUUACAAAACCGUAAUCAACAUUGAAGAUGGCUCCAAAUGGUUUCAUUACCUUUAAUCACCAGUUCUCUGUGUUCGAAGCCACCUUUUUUGUGUGUUUGUUUCCUUAAAGUUUAGGUCAAGAAAGGCUUAAUUAUUUCUCAGCAAGUUGUGACCAUUAAACUUACAAUUUAGGUUACCAUAGCAACACUACAACAGACACCCCUAUUUUUUCUCUUUGUGUGCCUGUAACUCAAUAUUAAGCUCGUUGAUUCCCAUCUUUUAUCUCUGAAUUGAAAUCAACAUAUCAAUAUUCAAUAAAGGGGGUAAGUUUCUAAAGAAACUGUGGUGCUGCGUCGGUGGGAGAGUAUAACAGGGUAAUUUAGUGCUAUCAACUGAGUUGAUAACGUAAAUUGACCACCGUAAAGAGUUUAAAGAGUUUAAAGGCUGUCGUUUCGAGCGUUAACCCUUUGUGAGAGCGAUUGACGAAGGACUAGCGCUCGAAACCUGAGCCUUUAAACUCUUUACGGUGGCCAAUUUUCGUUUUCAACUUAGUUGGUAACACUAAAAUUACCAUAUUAAUAUUCAUCUCUCUUCCAAGUUUAAGAAUAAUCUAUACAUACAAUUCAGAGCCCCCUCAACCUCUAAGUUGGACCUUUUACUCUUUGGCCGGUACGAGCGGGCAUCUGAUUUCUCCUCGCAAUAUCAACCCUGAAUCGUAUAUUAAAGUCACGAGAGCAAAGCUAAUGAUCAACUAAAGAAGCUCUUGAUUGUUAAACAAAUUCUUCUUGUCAGUAUCAUAGGAAAUGUAUAGGGAAUAGUUUGGAGAAUAUGCUUACUGAUGUUAGGUUAAGAAGGAUUAUCUCUUACAGUUCUCCCUUCUACUCAGCACAAGCUAAAUAGGUAUCUCUUCUAAAUGAAUCUUUUCUUAACUCUCCCCAGGCCCAAUUCAGAAACGUUCCUUGGGACGCGCACUCCAUCGUAGUGUUUCGGUUGUACCUGCAACCAGGGGAUGCAUCCACUUCUGCGUCUAAUCUGCUGGACGAGAGCAAACUUGCAGCGUGGACUGCUAUACCGCUGGCGUUAACUGCAGGCUCGCAAGCAUCCAGACGUGGAAGACUAUCGGGAGGUAUUCAAUAUUGUGGCUAAAUGACCCGGAAAAUGAUGAAAGUGUUCCUGCUAAGCGGGUGGUUUUCAAGCCUUUCUGAAGGAAUUGCUUUGUAAAACUUUCAAUGUCAAUAGCAAUACAUUAUCCAGCAAACGGUUGAUGAAAACAACAAAGCUGUCGGCUUGCGGAUAUCAUUUUGAUAAAGCGGCAGCAAAUACCCCCUACUAAUUAACAAGGAAUCGUGUAGCAGCAAGAAGGCAGAAUUACUUAUCAGAUCGAGCGAGUUGAAAGGUUAAUCUACAGCUAGUGUCCCUCAUAUGUAUCACCAAAAGAGGAACAAAGAGACGAGAGCUAGCAUUAACCAUUAAUUUUUAUUUAUAUUUUUCUAUUGUUUAUUAACAUUUAGGUAAUCAAGGCGGAGGACUUAGGCUAAACAUUGGUACUCAUUAUCUUCCUCUGUUUUUCCCACCGGUUGUUCCAGUUCCUAAUAUUCCACUGCGGGUAAGAUACUGAACUCUCACCAUUAUGUAACAGGAUAAUUAAGUAUCAUCAACUGAGUUAAUAAUAUAAAUUGGCCACCGUAAAGAGUUUCAAAGCUAAUGUUUCGAAACGUCAGCCAUUAAACUCUUUAAGGUGGCCAAUUCAAGUAAUCAACUCAAUUGAUGAUACUAAAUUACCCCGUUAUACUCUGACGCAGCACCACAGUUUCUAUAGAACUCCCUCCCCCUUUAUCACUACUGUAGGUCCUUUCGUUGUAUGAUGAUUUUCACUGGAUUCUCUUUAAGGUGAAACCAAGGUAUAAACGCAGCAAUUAAAUGAUAUGUAGAAAUAAAGUGACACGGACCGAAUGAGAAUUUACAGUGAAUGCUCGUGCGAUCAGAAGCGAGAAAGGGCGAUUUUGUAUCUGACUGGAUUAGUGUCGGCCGCGAGGUUUUAAAAUCAGUAUAACAACGUAGGGGUUUCAUUAAAAGCUGGUGUUUGGCCGUCUACCGCUUGCGAGCAGCAUCUCAUGUUUGGGCUUCACUUUCGAUCCCUUUGCGGGGCAAAGCCCCUUUUUGCAUCAUCGCCUGCCUCUCAUGGAGAAAGUUAUUGAAUUUCCUGGUAAUGCACAGCAAUAAAAAAUGGAUUGUUUUAACUAUCAGUUGAAUUUUUCUAAAGUGUUUAUAUAUGGAUGUGCCUCCAAGGUGUUUCCUAGUCCUCAUGUUUAUUGGUUCUUGAUAUCAGGGCCCUUUUCCGGAACAGUGGUCCCCCUAUGGACAGGCCUCGUUGAGGGUAUCUAUUUUUGGUUCAGGCAAUCUCCCACCUGCGACAUCCAGUCCUCCUGAAGAAUUUCAAGAUGAAAAUGACCUUCCCAAGGUAAGCAGGCACUCUUUUUACUGAAAAAUACAAAUUCGAUUUUAUGUACGGCCUUGUAGAAGUCCAUGUGAAUGUAUGGAUUCAUUCAACCCUUUAUACCCUAACAUCAGUAUGCAUAUUCUCCAUACUGCUCUCUAUACAUUUCUUAUGACUCUUACAAGGAGAAUUUGUCUAACAAUCAAGAGCUUCAUGAAUUCGCAAUCAUUCCAUAAUUGUCAUGACCGUAAUGUUUGUUGGUCUACGUUUACAGUGAAUGUGAUUGAUCGUCACCUGAGUCUUACCUUUUUUCGUCAUUCUAGGAUGUAUGGAUAAAGAAUGGUCGGUCCUCUAUACUUACUGACGAAUUUGAAGAAGGGAAUGGUUUUGAUCUUUAUAUUGACGCCGCACGAUUUCUUCCAGACAGUGUCAGCGUCACUAAGGUGUGUUUAAAGUACAGUAGAACCCUGCUAACUUAAACUCCUAAGGGAAACAAAACGUUGUCCGAAGUAACUGAUAGUAAAUGGAUUGAAAAAUUAUCCUUACUGUCUGCUAUACAUCUCUUGUGACUUAAGCUCUGAGAAUUGGGUGUUAAAUCAAGGAAUAAAACAAAGCUGAUACAAAUAUUUCUUCUGAAAAUUAUGUUGGUAUUAUAAGGAGAACUGGUCACCUCUAGGAGAGAGCGGAGGCAACACCUGUUAACCCUUUAACUCCCUAGAUCUCAUUAGUAAUUCUCUUUACUAUCUGACCUACAGUUCUUAUUAUGUCAAUUUGAAGAAUUUGGUAUUGGAUCAACUAAUAAUCCCCUAAUUGUUAUUUUACUUUAUUCUCGUCACUUCUAUGUUUGAUACUGUUUUGAUAUUGUAAGGAGAAAUUCUCUCUUGGUCACUCAUGGGAGGCAACACCUGUUAAACGAUUGCUCUUAACUCAUAUCAUUGCUACUGACUUCCGUUUUCAGGUGGCUGGAAGAGUAUUGGACAAGAACUACACAAGGUAAAACUUGUGGUAAAUGAUUAAUGGGAUUUCAGAUAGGCAAUCUACUCACCUUGUGCAAGAACCCAGAUCCUGCGUUCAAACCAAGGCUAGGAUGUUGUGUUUUUGUAUGAGACACUUGCCUCGACCGCCCCUUUGUACACAAAAUAAGGAGACGAAAUAUUAAGGUGAACUGAAAACAAAAGUUCUGGCGACUCUCUGUUGUGGACCAAGAGCGACAAUAUUCCAGAUCGGGUCAAGCCAAGGAAAGAGGAACAACCCCCCCUCCCCCGUACUUUUUUUUACUGCAGACGUUGUUUGGCGAAGGGACAUUACUCUCACAAUGCUCUCUUCACCCAAGAGUAUCAGUUAUUGGUGUAAUGUCAGGGAAGCUUGACAAAUUGCUGGGCGAAGGGGGGGAGUUGACCUGUGAUUGACUAGCGUCCCACUGAGAGGAGUACUCUUGAGUCCCUACAUUUUAUGAACAGCCCGAGCAUCACGAAAUAUAACACAAGGGAUCAAACUCAGUAUUGAGCAACUGCACACCUUCCCCUCCCUUUAACCAAAAUUGAUCCUUACUUGUUAUCAGUUGACUGUUUUAGGGUUAGGGGAGGGGUUAGUGCGCAAUUGCUCAGAUGCUGACAUUGAUCCUACACAAGUAUUCUCUUUUUCCUUUCUGUUGAUUUUUUUAGAAUUGGUGUAGACAUUGACGUACAAGCUACACUGGACAGUGAUAUCUACAACCCAGAAUACAACUGCAGGACAGAAUAUCGAGACCCAGUCUUCCCGCAGUCUUGCACUCUAAUGUUGAAAGUGUACACAGUGGAUAGGAUUUCAAAGACUCUUUGCUGUGUGGGAUACGGAUUCCUACCUAUCUUUGUUGAAGUUGGAACAACAAAACAACCGUCUGUCAGCAGCUCGAAUGUUAAGGUGUGUUAUAUUAUGUUUUGGUAACUUAUUAUAGGUUGGUUUGGACUCUUAGCUUACCUUUCUUUCACAAUACGGUCGUUUAUGAGAUGAAAAUAAUCCGUAGCUUACACAAGACGCGAACUGAGCUGAUGAAAUCAGCGAGGCUUCUACAAGCUGCAAGGUGCUUGUAUAAAUGGUUCGCGUCUCACGACACGUUGAGUUUUGCAAGCGGUUGCGAGCGCGAGAAUAAAUAGCGCUCGCGUCGUACGUAAGCCGCGAACAAGCUGCGAUGUCAUUUAUACGAGUGGUUUCGCGUGUUAUUUGAGUUGCGGUUUAUUUGAGACGUGCUCCCCUCUUUUGCCAAAGCCGCGGGAUGUAAAAGUGGAAAUGUACCGUUCAUACGAUGAGUUCGUGUCUUACAUGUAUGUGAGCCGCGGCACAUAUUGAAGAAAAUCUUCCUGUAUUUUAUUUUAGGUUGCUUUUAAUGAAGGUCCUCACCAAAUUCGUUUGUAUGGUGGUUCUCCAGACCUCUCUCAACCUUUACACGAGAGCGUGACGCAGAGUCUGUCGUAAGUAUCUGUGUAAACACUUAAUAAAAAAAGUCAAUCAACCAGCUAGUUGAGCGGUUGGUCAGUCAAUUGGUCAGUCGGUCGGUCUAAGGAAACAUUGUGGUGCGUCGGGUUGGGUAUUACAUGAUAAUUUGGUUAAUGUGAAAAUGCCACCAAAGAAAAUUUUGAGUGUUUGCCCUUCUUCUUCCGAGCAAAAGGGGGAAAGGGAGUCAUACAGAUAGUUAGGAAGUAAGUUAUUCAGCCAGUCAGGCCAUCACACAGCGAGCAAGUUAGUUAGUUAAUCAUUUGAUCAAUCAAACAAUCAAUUACUCCCUUAACUUACAUCCUGAAAACGCCUUGCCGUAAUGGCUAGCUUUUGUUAUGCUUAGUUUACGAUCCUGACUGCAAAUAAUUUGACUCAACAGUCCUGUACCAUGUGCUAGUUUGUUGGUAAGACUGGUUCAAGCGGCUUGCCAUCCUAAUGGAAGACCAAAAGAGGUAGGUAAACACUCUCAACAUGAUGCUAAUAAAUGUAAUUACCAUAUACCGCACCGGUGAAUAGUAAUUUUUGGGCGCGCUGAUUGGCUAGUCCGGAAGUGAUGAGUAAGUGUAAUUCACCUCCGAACAGCAGAAUAGACCAAUUGUAAGAUAAGAGUUCGAUUUCCGACCGUUUUUCGGUAUAUUGAGAGACGGAAACUAAAUUUUUUCAGUUUCUGUAUGGUAUAUGCUUAAACAACCUCCAUGUCGGUCAAAUGUGGUGGAUAUUUGCCUUCACUUCUGUGAAUAAUUGAUUAAUAAUUAUAAUUAUGGUAAAUACGACGACGACGACGAUGACGAUGAUCCGGAUGACGAUGAUCCGGAUGACGAUGACACAAAUGACGAUAACAAUAAGGCUUGAUGGUUUGUCUUAACUUUGUAUUCAGCAGUCCGUGAUGUGGUGUUGUGAGAUUUUUUACGACAUACUUUGAAUUGGGAAAAUGAUCUUUUGCUAAAAUAGAAGAACACCAGUAAGUUAAAAAUAAAACCGGAUAAAGAACCAGAAUAACUUAGAACGAAUAAGAAAAACACUGAUUGAAAUGACAAAUUUGAAAUAUUCAGGCUGGAUAUUUCAAGGUGUACUAAUCAUGAUGCAGGUCCCUCAAUACACCGCCACCUAGAAGUGAUCAACUUUAUUAUCUUUUUAGGCUUCAGAGUUCAAAGAGUCAGAGUGGGAGUCUGAGGGGCUGUUAGACCCCAAACCGAACUACGCAGACGGUGAGUUUCCGAGGAUUUCUCAUAAACCCCAUUAAAUCUUAUAUAACGUAUCUUAAAUAUGCCAAACAGUAGUUUACGUUAGCCAAGGGUAUCCCUGAGUUACGAACCCCCGAUAUCAAAAGCCCCUAGUAUUAUAAAUCUUCAAUAUACCAAAGCCCCUCCAUUACAGUUAGCUCUCUUAUAUAACAAUCCCCAAAUAACGCCCCCCCCCCCCACCCCAUCCAACUAAUCCUCGCUAUAUCAAACCCCCAAUAUGACGAAUCUCUAAUGUAACGAACCUCCAAUGUAACGAGUCUCUGAUAUAACGGGGUCCUAGUAUUACGAACCCCCGAUAUGACAAAUCCCUGAUAAAGCGUGCUCACGAUAUGACAAACCUUUGACGUAAGCCCCUAUGUAACGAACCUACGCAAUUUCGAACUUCCCGAACGAACGAUGUAACAAAAUAUAACACGGUAUUGUAACAUUUUAUUUUGAAACUGUUUUCACUAUAUUAGUCUUGACGAGCUGCUUGGUUCCCUCUUGUCUGUCGUAGCAAAAUCUUAUCGUUAUGCUAAUAUGCAAAGUGAAAGCAACGAUGUUGGCUUGACCUCUCCUUCACCUGAUGUUCAAAUCGUACCUUGGUGUAGGUCUUUUUUAGUUAAGAAGAGAAAUUAAUAAUGAUAUUAUUCGACUAAAGAUGAAUAUCAUAUUAAUUUAUUCCAUCAUAACAGAGAUUAACAUUUGCAUUCUUCCCUAUUCUGUUUAUAACACAAUGUUUCGAGAUAAUCAACUUAAACUUUGCAAACGUCAUACCAAACAACAGCUCCAUGAUCCAAUGACCUUUUUACUGCUUAAGUAAAUUAUUGCAUUGUCCGAAAACUUAUGAAAUGACCACUCAAUUAAACUACUUCACCUCAAUUUUCAUAGGUUACCAUUUGUUUGUCAGCGUUUUAAAACUUGAAAUGCAGGCUUUUUCUUUUCUUUUUUUUUUUUGCAUUUUGAGCAAAACUAAUUGAUCAUCACAAGAUGAGAUUGGCUUGCGAAAUAUUUUAAAACAAAGCAAAUUAACAGGUCCCCCUAAUUUGCACUCUUUUCCUGAAGUGAAGCGAAUCAGCGUUAAGUGAAUUGACUCAAUACCAUCACGUACCCUGUUCAACAAAAAUUACAUUUGAAAAUCACGGGGAAAACUUUGCACCUUAAAAAAACUUAAAGAACUCUGACCUUACUGACCACUCAGGAAUAGAUAAUUGCACACUUGAUUUCACAUCGCUCCUUGAUCUUACAUGACACACGCUUUGCGGUUUUGUCAUUGAACAUAUUUCACUCCAAAAGCGUGACAAUAUACACGCUUGUUUUUAUCGUGGUAGAAUUAACUUUCCCAAUGUUAUUUUAUACAUUAUUGUUUCAUGAGAAGGAUUUUAUUAUCUUAUGUGUCUAAUCUCUCUUUGUUUUAGAUCUGUGUUUUGACCUUAUGGCAUUCGUCUGAAAUUUUAGUAGAUUCGUCUAGUGAUUCUAUUAACAUAAAUGACAACUUGGCUUAAAAUGCUUUUGAGACAAAGUAAAAAGUCAUGAUGUUGAGCAAAAACAUAUCCUUAGUAAAAGAUAAGUUCUUUUACCUAUUAACUUUCUUUCAACGUUCAAACCGGUUGGUCUAACCUUGCUGCAAAUUGGUUGUGUUUUCUCCUGAGGUGUUUCCACUUUGUAAUCGCUCAUCGAUGACGCGGAAACAUUGAACUUCUCUUGGCAAAUUACAAAUUAAAACAAUGGUGGCUCCGUUGACAAAAAGUUUUCAUUGCUCACAUCUUCAUCGUUUUUAACACACAAACACUCUUGAUUUCAAACCUCAGUUUAUGUUAAAAUUCAUAUGUCUUCCUUCACUUUAGAGCAACGCACUGGUUGUGGCGUUGACACCUUUCUUACAGCAUCUGUCCUUGCUCUCUCAAAAGCAGCUGUUGUUUUUCUAAGCGUUGUAGGAGGAGCACUCCCUCUCCGUCGUUGAAGGUCUAAUUUCUCUCUUUUCUUUUUUGUUCCCUCUUCAAUCACUCUGAGAUUCUGAUAUAUUUCGUGAAACGCCUGUUUCAUGGCAUCUUCGUACUUCGUUGCCUGAUUGCCUCGCACUCUCUGUCGCUCGACGUUUUUCAUGGUAAAUAGUGGAACAGCUGAAUUGAAAUGACCCCAAUGGCAAUCCGUCCAAGACUUGUGUUAGGUUGUUUUACAUCCGCUCCUAAGGAAAUUUUGCGGAAGUUUUCAAGGCAUUUGGACUUGUUUUGCCAGCUCUUUGUAUAUUUCUGCAACCAAUCGAAUUUUAUUUUGCGUGGGAAGAGUUGUGAUUUGUGACGUUUAAAAGAGAAAUCACGUGAUAAAGGUUUCUUCACGUGCUAAUCGAAAAUUUUGUUUCAUCUCGGCAGUAUUUGAAAGAAAGAAUAACUUGAUAAAAGACUCUAAAGGUUCUUGAAAUGAUAGUUAGGUUUGUUUUGUCAUUGUAGAGGAGACCAAAAUAAACCUGACGAACUUGUCGAGGAGUUUUUUUUCCUUGCGCUUCUUUUCUACUUAGUGGGCAAGCGAGGAAAGCUUAGCAAUUGAAAAAUUUGAUACGAACCUGUGCAAUUUCGUGGUUCAAGUCUUCGAACUGCGUGUUUAUCAGUUUUUGUUGUCACUCAACCUUGGAGGGUAACCACAACAAAUGUGUAGGCAGGAUGUGUCUCUGUUAUGAAUCGAUUGUCACCUGAGGGAUGUGUUUUAGGCUAUAAUUUUAUUUUGAUUAAUCUCUAUAAUUUCUCAGCUGGAUGCUCAACUUUUGUGCCACCUAAUUUUCAAAUUGUAUCAGGAAGGGAUCUUUACUUAUCUUUGUUUCCUUCUGGAAGAAAUUCCUUGUUUUCUUGCCAACAUUAUGUGCUUCAUUACUGAACUGUUUCUAAAUAACAUGAGGUCAAACUGUUUAAUAUGAUUGAGGAUUCAAAUUUUCCACUCUUUUCCUUCUUCGAGAAUGUUAUUUCUCUUACCUUUGCCUGAUUUGUAAGCAUGCCUGGUAUGCGGCUGUUGAUAAAACUACUUAUGGCUAGAUAUAAUUGUAACAAUGACAUUCUUUCUUUUAAAGGACUCGAGUGUUUUUCUCAGUCAUUAUGGAAAUUUGAAGCCUUGUAUUCAUGUUAUUUCACGUGACAUUAUUUAUUGAACGAUUAUUCAGUAAUUCCGUGUAAGUUCGCGUAGAUUUGUGAUGUUAGAGCGCAAUCCUUUCCGGAAAUCAUCAUAAACUGUUUUUGUGGUUUCACCUUAUUAACUUUAAGUGGCUUUGCUCGGGUCACCAUUGAUACUUAACGUGAAAGAAUGACUAUUGAAAGCUUAGUAACAUUUUGAAAUAGUCACAAUGAAGGUCAUGGGCUAGGUCUUAGCGGUGGCCAAUUCACAUUAUCAACUCAGUUGAUAAUGCUAAAUUACCUUGAUGGCAGCAUAGCACUUCGGCACGAAUUUUUCUUCGCCCGCGGUAAAGUACGAAGCCUUGAGCCACGUGAACCGGCGAAAGGUCUCUAAGGGGUCUGGUACUGAUAAUGAGGGUCUCAUUAUUGGUGCCAGGCCCCUAGCAAACCUCUCAGACUCAUCUCAAACCUUUCGGCUGGUGGGGAAGCGCGUCCUGCAGCACUUAUAAUGAGGCUAAUGACAACAUCGCAUAGUCUCUUGUGUUGUAAUAAAACCUCCAGUAGAGGCUAGCUCUUUAUGGUGGCCACCUCUCCACAUUUGCUUGGCUGUUUGGUCCUAAUACUGUGCCGAUCUAUACGUUUAAUUCAUGAAGACCUUUGAACUCCAAUAUUCGACAAGUAAUGCCCCUUCAAGCUCCAUACAUUUUCUUGUAAAAACAGUCAAGAGAAGUUGGUUUUAUAUCGAGAUAACACCCUUUUAGCCGAUGAUUCGGCUUGUGACAUGUUUUAAAUUUUUUCUGGGUGUUAUUGGUUAGAACCUCUCGAUAUGAACGAUCCUCACACUUCUUCUCUCUAUAUAUAUAUCUCUCUAUCAACAAGACACAGUUAACUCUGCUUAACUUAAAUUAUUGGUUGCACAGAAGUUCAACUGGUUUUAUUUCAUGGGAUUGGAUUCUUAACCCUUAAGCUCCCGAAGAGGAUCGUUCAACAUGUAACGAGUGACAAUUUCACUACGUUAUUCAGCACAAAGGUCAUAAUAUCAAAAAUCAUCUUGAUGUAAUAUUUAUAAUUCUCUAAACUAACUUAGAAGCAAAUUUGUAGUUAACUCAGCCUUAUGUUAUCGGUUUCAAAGAAGUUCUUUUUUUUCUUUCAUUCUAAUCAUUCAAGACUUUAUGUUUCUUCCUAGGAGCAUAUUACUCCCUCUCUUGUGAGCCCACCCUGGGAGAGUGCCAGAUAUAUCACAGUAUGGUUAAGAGACAACCAAUCAAGACUCGUGAGGCAAUAAAACUCAUAGGAGAUGGUCAGGAACAUAAACUAAAGAAAGACAGAGUGAUAGAAAGCUGGAUCAAGGUAAGUUAAUCGUCUGAGCCGAUUUUAUUGGAGACCACUAGGCCUUUUUCUUGAAAGUCCUGGUAACUUAUCAGCACGAAGCCAUACUUAAAAAUUUAGAUUUAAAGAAUAGAGAGGUAGGUUGUGACUAUCUAACCACUCCAUUUUGUUUCUUGAGUUGAUAUUUUUAUCAUUUAAUUUUCAAACAUUUUGAGACCCCAUCUUAAAUGAAAGCAAAGCGACUUUACGGGCUCGUUAAGUUGACAGGACAUUCGAGAAACGGUCCCCAGCUGGUCAUUUCUAAUCCUUAAAUCCUGGUUAGUUACGUUUAGUCUUCAUAACUAUCUUUCCACUGCUUCUGGUUGGUUAGUCUGUCAAUAAGAUUGCUACUGAUAGACUGAGCCUAUUACUAUUAUGAUAUCAAAUCUAUGAAUUGAAACAAAUAGUCGCUCAAUCAUGCAAUGUGUCAUACUUUCAGUCAGUUAAUCAGCCAGCCAGACAGUCAGUUUGUCAGUCAAUCGUUUGGUCGAUCGGUCAGUCGGGUAGUCAGUCUGUUUGUUAUGCAGUCAGCCAAUCAGUCGGUUAGUGUGUCAUUCAGUCAGUCAGCCAGCCAGCGAGUCAGUCGAUUCAAUCAAUCAGUCAAUUGUUUGAUUGUUCGUCCGUUGUUUCAUUCCUUCAUUCAGUUAUUCACUGUCAUUCAUUCAAUGGUUAGUCUUAAUCUUGCAUGAGAUCAUGUACGUGUCUAAGACUAGUCUACAGUAAUCCUGUUGUAUUUUGUUUUUGUUUUUUAUAUGUAUAGACUCGCCUCACUCGAAAUAUCGAUGCUUUGCCUGGUGAUUUGGACCUUAGCUACGUUGCUCUAUACCACGUUAUGCACGGAUUAAAGGUAUGCAUAGAAUAUCAACGUACUUGGAUUUAUGAUGGUCAGUUGUCCAUCAGUGAAUAUCAUCGAGGUUAAAAUGUACAGUUUUAUGCUCGCGCAAUAAGGAUUGGAACAAAUUCGAAUUUUUCACCUCCUGUUUGAUAGUUGUAAUCACUUUUACAAUUAUUGAUAUGUUAUGACGCUUGGAAAUUUUUCUAUUUUGCAACGAAUACCAGAUCUCCGUGGAUGCUGCGCAGAAUUUACCAUGGUCCAAUUUUACAUUGGUCAGCUACUGUCUGUCGCCUCCCGGGUCAUUUUAUCGGGUGAGUGAAAGAAAACUUUGGUAGACUCUUUCUUUUUUUUUCUGGUGGGUUCUUAAACCAGAUCUGUGUUGAAUUCUCAAGACAUGGUAAAGUGUAGGAUCACACGCCAUGCUGUUUUCUUCUUUCCUCACUUAUUCCUUUGUUCGUAAUUGCUUUUUUAAGGGUGCCAGAGAGGACUCGCUGAACCACGUAACAAAACCAGUGUACUCCAGUAGUGUUGCCUCUCCUGUGUGGAAAGAUGGACUGAAGGUCAGGGAAGCAUUUGGCUUAUUUCUGUGCGAAUUGAGGAAUAUCACUUUUUGUUUUACUACCGCAUGCGUUACCAUGAUAAAGAUAUGAAGAUCACAUUUGUUAGGGCGAGGUUAUGUUACUUUCUAUGACAAAAACUUUGGUUUUCGCUUUGAUGCUGGCCUGCAGAACAAGCAGUCUUUUUUCUCGCAUAUCCCCCUCGCGCGUAACUCGCUCCUCGCGCUGUCCUCGUUCUCGCCUUGCGCGUGUUUCUGCCAGCUUGAAAAACGCAACAAAAAGGAAAAUUUUCUGCAGGUUAUUUUGCCCUCAAGUGAACUUUCUCCAUACUUCGGCACCACUCGGCACCUAACUGUUUCAUAUUGUUGGCUUGUUUGGCAGGUUUUCCCCCGCCGUAUUUAUCACAGGUGCAUGGUUGUUAUCGUCCACCUUCAUGAGUUAGUAUUGGACACUACUCAGACCAAAACAUCUUACAGUUUACAAGGACAGGUUCGUGGUAUCGUGACCAAGGCAGAAUUUCUCUUUACAAUAUCAAUACAAUAUCAAGCAGACAGGUCAUGAGAAUAAAGAAAAAUAUCAUUUAGGGAAUAAUUAGUUGAUCCAAUCCCAAAUUCUCUAAACUGACAUCACAAGAACUGAAUGGCAAACAAUAGGGAGAAUUACUAAUAAGAUCUUGGGAGUUAAAGGGUUAAUCAUUUAAGGCAUCUACCUAACUGCAUUUUUGAAAACCUGUAGAUUUAAAUGAUUAAACUUUUGAAAGGUUACUUGAUUUACACAUAUAUCUUAUCCUCUCCUUUGAUCUAAAAAUCAAUUCUCCAUACAGUCUGCCAUACAUUUCUUUUAUUUUUAGUUUCGAGAAUUUGGUAUUAAGUGGUACCCUGAAGUUGACAUCUUUCUUUCUCCUCGUGGCCUUCCUAUUGAAAUUAGUUCUCUUUUGCUUACUCUUGGGAGUGAAAGGGUUCAAUGCUGGAUUACGGAUCUUAUGUUGCUGUGUUACUAGUCUGAAGAGUUUUGUCUAUGAAAGAACCACAAAGUUUUAAUACCGACAGAAGUAAUGAAAUAUGAGGAAUUCUAGAAUCGUCAACUCGCUAUAUAUUUUAGAGGUAAAUUUUCACGUUGUUGUUUUGUGUUUGUUUAACAUUUUGAUUCUUUUAGGCGUGGACCGCUGUUCAAGUGUUUGAUGAAGGUUAUGUUAUGAACGGUUGUUAUCAGCUUCCUCUGUACACUGGGGACCUCCCUGAGGUACUCUUAGAUCAUAUAAUUAGAACAGUAUGAUUGUGUCUGGCUUAUUAAAGGUACAAAGUAUGUUGCAUGAUAGCCAAUGGUAGGCUGUUUAUGACAAACUAAAGUCGAACCUUCAUUGUCCAGAUUUUUUCGUUUAUCCUCACCAGCCUCGCUGGGCCCAUUUGUACACCGCUAUAUAAGCAAACGUGGAUGCUUCUAUCGAAAUAACAAGAAUGUUUCGAUGGAAACCAACAAUCUUUGGCAAAAAUAUUUAGAAAACUGUAGGGAACUCUUGAAAAUCGGUUACACUGUGAUGGGAAGGAGAAGGGGAUUACAUGAAAUUGUUGUUUUUCAUGGAAACAAAUAAGAUUGUCUCGAACAUUUAGUCGAAGACUGUCAUCGCUGUUGUCAAACGUUUAGUUUAAAAAUCCUCUCCUGGUUGAAUAGAAGGCAUUCUAGUUCUCAAAAUUUGUAAUAAACUCAUGAGAUCUUUAUUUUCCAAGUUAUUAACUUUUUUAUAUUUCGUUUCGACUUAUUUCUUUUUAUUCCCUUGCAGGCUGUGCUUAAUUCUCUUGAAAGCGAUAACUGUCACAAUGUGCUUGCCAACUUUCGAAGAAGAAAGGCGGUAAGAUUGGCAAUUCUCCCUUCUGGCUGCUGUACAUUUUCUUGUUAAUUAGUGGAGAGAGUUUGGUGUUGCAUCAAGAUAACACCCUGCAGCUGAUAAGUUUUCCCAUUCCCAUAAUUUGUCUUACGGAAAUUCAGGAGUUUCAUGUCGAUCACAACAGAGAUUUUUCAAAAGCAUGGGCGAACGCUCUUCUGUAACGCUUUCUUUUAUUUAUUUUCUCAUGCAAUGAAAAUGUGACAUACUAUUGCUUAACGUUUCUUGUUUUUUGUUCUCCAAGAUUAAGCUUUUGGAAGGUAGUUCAGUUUAUGUUCGAUUAUCAGACGCCAGAAGAGCAGAAGAACUUCCUGCGCCGAAGGUAUAAAUAAUUCUUCUUACACCGUCAGUUUGUGACUGUUUCCGGUUUGAAAGUUAACGAAUUAUAAAGGUAUCAUGGCCACAAUUUUUUAGAAGCAGGAACUUUGAAACCUUCUUUCCCCUCCACUCUACCCGUACCUAUUCCCUUGGUGAGAUCUUCCAUACUAACUCUGAGAGGGAGAACUUAAAACGCAGAAAUAUUAGCUUUUCCAUCCACUUCCAUUUUCUUGCAGGCUGAGGCGUCAAAAUAGCUGUAGCUUUGUUAAGAAAAUGUAGAUUUAAUACAAAGCAACCUGGCCUACUCCCACUAAGACGUUACAGUAGGAAACCCCUUCCCUAUUGGGAAAUACUUUCCUAUACCAAUGAAUCUCUAACCCUUUUUUCUUUUUCUACAAAAUCGUUUCAGAUGAGAGCCAGACAGGACUACUUGCCCAAAGAAAGGAUUGAGAACUACCUCAAUGUAAACCCAUCUUCGUCUCUGAGUUCACUUGUACCUCGCGGUAUGACCGAAGAUGAAUUAACGGUGGAACUUACAGACAAGUUCGCCAACGUAAGUGGUGGUUCAAAUAAGUUGUAGAGAUGGACAAAACUGAAUGACAUCACAGCUAAGAAUUCCAAAAUCUUGUUCAAUAUUAAAUCUUUUUCUGUUUUUUUUUUUCGCAGCUUACAAAUCAACUGUUAGAAACAUAUCUGAAGGACACAUAGCAUUCACACGGAUAUGAAGAGAGAUUGUACACAAGGAAUAGCCUCAUAGCUCUUCUGAACAUGCUAAUUUCUUAUUUAUUACUUGAACAAAAUGAGACCAGAAAAAUAUGCUUAUAGAUUUGUGUAUCGUCCAACUACAAUGUUUAUAGAACUGAGCUGUGAUGUAAAAUAUUUUUCUCUGACUCAAGACGUUGUUUAUAAAUUAUUAGUUUUCUGAAGGAGGUCUUGGUUUACUUUGUUGACAGUGUUAUAAGCUCAGCAUUCUCUUUCAUGUGAAAAUUUCUGAAAUUGCAGAGGCCUGUAGCUUGAUAUGCAUGUACACUUUAGUUCACUACUUUACAAUAAUUUAUAAGUCUUUCUUAUUAGUGGACAAAUUGAGAAGAUUUGCUGCAGAAGUAGAUUUAGUAUGCAACCUUAUCACCCACACGUGGAAAUAGAGAUGAAUGGAAUUAAACAAUUUACUUCAAAAUUUUCAGUUGACAUCUUAAUUUAUCACCAGAGCUGAAUAGACUGAAUGGAGUUUGCCAAAGUCCAGCUCCCUGCCAUAAAGGGUAACCCAAAAGUUCCAUGUGCGCAAUUCUACUUCGUAGUCGAAAUGUCACGAUGUCACGCAACGCUCCUUCAAGAGGCGCGCGUGACAUCCCAAAGAACUGCUGUGAACGAGACUCCAUAUGCACUGGAACAGCGGUAGCUUCAUUACUCCGCACGUGUUCCUUUUGCAUUUCCAACUGAUGCAUUUAAGUUACAUAUCAAGCCUUUCACAUUUCGAUCGAGAUGCAUUUUACUAAAUAUUAUCCGAUCCGUUUUCCUUUGGAUGUUUUGCUCUUGAUGAAUUGACUUAGCAAUAAGUCAAAUUUUUCCAAGUGUUUUUUCAGUUCAUUUUCAUAUUAAUCACCACGUUCCCCAAUCGACUUAUUUCCGACGCGUUCCCUGCUGUAAUUUUGAUGCACUUUGAUUAACUCCCCUCAGAUGGUCCAAAUGAAUCCACUUUUCCUGACACCUUAGCUAAUGAAUUUUCGGUCCAUUUCCUCAUAUAAUUAGAAUACGCUCCUUCAUGUACACUUAAUUCUUGGUGUCAUUUAGUUUGUCGUUACCUGAUGCGUUAGUUACGCGUUUCUUUAAAUAAUUUCUUACGCACUUCUUGUGCAUUUGUCCCAAAUAUAACUAUUUUGCGUAGCUUAUUUAAGCGUCUUCGCAGCACGGUUUAUGUUGGCUCCAAGAUCUGACUAUUAAUUCUCCCUUAUGGUUACUUUAAAUUUCUUUGAAAACUCGAUAAGAGAAUUUGGCGUUACAUCAAGAUUAACAUCACCUCGGAGAUAAGUUCGGCUAUUUUCGUCAUUUUUUGCCGAAUAUUUAAUCGAAAUUGUUGGAAGUUAGAUGUUUAUAAUUUCUUGAGGUUAAAAGCCUUAAGUGAUAUCGGCGAUGGAAGUUUCUAUUUGUUUUUCUAAUUUAUGUAUUUAAGUUAUUUCCCAAGUGUCUUCUCGCUAUCUUCCCCCUUCCGUUUCUUUUACUACGUUCUAAUACCUUUCUAAGGAUUAUUUUUUAUGAAAUAUCUUCACUGCAUACCUUAUUCAACCUCAAACGUAGCCCCUUUACACCCCAACAUCGGCAUGCAAGUUCUCCCUACUGUUCUCUCAUACCCGGUACUUACAUGGAGAAUUUGUUGAACAAUUAAGAUCUUCUUGAGCUGGCCAUAAUUUCUUCUAUUCUCAUGAUCCUCAUGAACGUUUCAGCAGUAUUACUGUAAGGAGAAAGCAGAUUCUGGUCAUACUUAGCAUUUAAGCAUUAAUUUCUUUACAAAAGCAUUCUUCAGCAUUAAUCACUUUUGGGCUAUCUCCAGACCUCCUAGCGUUCACGCUCCCCGCGCGUCUUGUGACUGAAGGCGUCUCCUCCCUCCCUAAGUAAUUCUCUUGUGCCUAGUUGAGUUUCUCAGAUGUUCCUCCGUCCCUAUUUGCCUUUUUCCCUAUUAUGAAGGAUUUCUUUUUUCACCUUGGGGGAAUUCGGAAAUCCCCGGAAAGACUAUGGAGGAAAAAACCGUGCGCAGCGUCAUCAUUUAUAUUGUCAUCAUUGAAUCAAAAUAUAGGCUUUAUUCAGUCAAAUAUCUUAUCUUUCAUUACAAAAAGCGCAGAUGUGUUCACAUAUUAUUAGAUAGACGGCUGAAAGGCAAACAGAUAAACUACCUUCUACCCUCAUCGCCGUUAACGCUAAAGGCACCGACUCCCAACUGCUGCGUGUCAUCUGCUACCGUUUUUCAUGCCAAAACAACCGCCCGACUUCUUGAUAUAUUUUCCGUAUUAAUGUACCAGCAUAUAAAGCGGGUGAAUCAUAAAAAAGAAACGGCUUUCCAGUGUUAUACUGUAAUUUGAUUUUAUUCAAACUUCCAAUUUUUCUAAUUUUGUUAGCAGGGCGGGUCUAGGAAAUACACUCAUUUGCAUAUUUCACAUGUUGGCUUCUGACGUAUUGUCUUGUUAUUGGUCACUUUGCUUAGAAUCAAUAUUCAUGAAUUUGGUGGAAUGGCAUCAUUUUGAGUAAAAACGCCAAAGUAUGAGGAUGUCUAUUUGGUUUUUCUAUCUCAAGAUAAAUUCGGGGCUCUGGAAGGAGACGAAAUGUGCAUGCCUUCAAACUUUCAUAUUCGCGUCAACGCAAAGGUGAGCACCUUUAAAUCUUUAUUAGCGUCUCGCAAAUUCUAAAAUUUCCAACAUGGAGUUGAGAACCGUUCGUUGUCGAAGCAAUGGUCAAUUGCAGCGAGUAAGAUAUAGUUUCCUCUAAACAUUUCUUCGAAAUCUUAAAAUUUAAGAAGGACUUAAAGAACGCAAACAUAGAGUACCAAACUGUGUCAUUGCACAGUUCUAUUUUGCACACAAGCUUUUCAGUCGGCCAAAACAGUUCACAUAAAUCUUUACGCGACCACAUGCACGCGUCGAACGAGCUUUUGCAUUCUCUUACUUUAACGAUUCAAUUCAGAAUUCUUUCCAAUACAGCUGUAAAAAAUGCAAGAGCGUAGCAACUCUACAAAUAUCCUAAAGCUGUAAGAGCUGUUUCGUAAAUUUUCGGCCAAGCACGCCUCAUUCAAAUUAAUUAAGUCGAUGACCUUAUCGCUCUUUCUGACAUUAAAACUUUAAAUUGGUGAAGUUUAACCUAUUCUUCGUUUGUUGCAAAAAUCCUGUCUUCAGGUUUAAUCUUUAAGUUUAAUUUUCUUUAAAUUAUGAGACUUUUCUUAUUUAUUGGCUAAAUUUGUCAUUUAUUCGUCUUAUUUUCAGAAGAAGAGCUGAAGGAAUGAGAUGACUUGGAUUUAAAGACAAAGACAUUGAUGGGGAAUCUAUCAGAAAUAUAAAUUGCAAGACAGGACAGAGAUAAGACUUAUUCAUUAUACACACUCCCUUGAAAAAUUGUGGCUUAAUCAAUUCUACUAUCGCUGUAUUUUUGUAAGAAGGGCAUUUGGGAAUAAUUUAAAAUUUGUCACCUAUUGACAACUGGUAUUUUAAUCAAAAAUCAAAGAAAACGGGACGGUGGAAGUAACAACGGGAUUUUGAAAUUCACCAUGGUGACUCGAAACUGCAAAUACAUUCAUAUAAAAUUCCUAAAUUGCGCCACCUAUUUAAGCCACUAUUUUUUUCCAAGGUGAGUGGUAGAUUUAUUGAAAACUGAGUGAUAGGAUUAUGUCCUAACUGGAUAUUUUAAGGUGGCACUGUAGCAACAACACCCUACAAAAAGUUUCUUUUAAGAACUCUGUGCUGCUUAUGCAGACUUCAUAGAAAAGACAAUCACGUUUUCUCCAACAAUGAGGAUCUUUUUUUCACGGAAAUUACAUUAGUUACAUAGAAAAAAAAAAGAACGACCAGUGACUUACAUACUAAAACAGGAUAGAUAUGAGUCACUACAAACUAACCUAUCAAAAUGAAACGUUUCACUGAUGAACGACUUUUCACUAGGGGCUAACGACGAUUUUUUCUCAGACUGUGAAACGUUUGCCACUGUUCAUCAGAACUGUCAUUCUCAUGCUGAACUACUAUCACCCACACGACCGUAUUUCACGACCGAACGAUAAGGGGGAGGGACUAAAAACCGAGAACAGGGGUCGACACUUUGCUAAGGUCUCAGACUGACUAACCACGCUGAUGAAAUGAUUUUCGACGACUAACUCUUCGAAAUCAAACGCAAUUCUGACACAGCUGAUUCAUCACAAACGGUCACGACGAAAACUGUCAACUGACAAGUUUUGCUACGAUUGAUUAGUUGCCACAGUAACGGUAAUCACCGACAACAUGUUGAUUCGAAACAGUUUUCAAGUUAAAUAGUUGAGAACUGACACGAUACGUGAAUAACGAUUUCGUUUUCACUUGACUCUGAAGAGAAUCUACACGUGCACUUUCUAAACAUCAUUUACCAACAAGACUAGACGUUCAUCUUGAUUCAAAAAUACCCUGACACAGGAACAACUUGACAACAGAAAACUACGAUGUUCACCAAAUACGCAAAUGAAAGCAUUUGAAUGUGCAUAUAAAGGGUUGUGUCUAACAGUGCCACUUUAAAACUUUCAUUUCUGUUGAUUUUUUUACAUCCAAUCGUUUUAGAAGUUAAAAGUACUCUGAGAAUGUUUACACAGCGGAUGAAAAAUGCUCCAAAUAUCUGCUGAUUGGCUUUCCGGUAGUGUUGACCACAGAGGCAAAUAAACGCUCAUGAAAACCGUCCGGAAUAUUGAGAUCCUUUGCAAUAUAUUCAUCUCACGAAAUAAUUGUACCUGUGGUGGUUGAUGUUUUGUUGACUACACUGAGCUACAUCACAUACAGUACUUUCAACAAACUGCAUCGUGUUAUUCCACUUCAAUUAUAACCCACCAAAAUACAGCGACGAAGAAGUACUUCAUCAAAAUGAAUUACAAUGCAUCAAACAAAACCAAUUUUUACAAUGAUAAAUCACAGUAUACUGACAAAAAAAACUAGUUUAAGUCACACUCGAGCAAACCACCCCAAAUGCAUUGGCUGGAACACAACUACACAUCUAAGACACCUAUCGAAUGAAAAUAUUCCUUUACAGCAGAAUAAUAGAAAUAAAACAAUAGGUACGGGUACGAUUGUUUUUGCAUCACCGAAAAGCCAGCUUAAUUGCCACUUGCAUUGUUUAAAAUGGACGUCAAGGAAAACAAUUUUUCCCAUCGUAAUUCUCCUAUGCAAUCCAAUUAACUUGUCGUAAAUGCACCAGAUUACACAAAGCUGCAUAAUCUACGCACCUGCAUCAAACAACAUCAACCACAUGAGUACAAUUAUUUCGUACGAUAUAUCGUCAUCAACACAUGUUCAAAAGUGAUUCACUGUGACAAACUUGUAUUGUGCGAUCAGAGCUUCAAGAAAAACAAUUUUUCUUCGCAAAGUCAAAAAUGAAUUCGAAUAUUUUCCAUUUCAAACACUGUCGAUCGAAGAAAACUACUCAAGGGGAUUACCUUAGUUUCAUAAGUGUAAUCAAACCAAAAUAAGAGAAUUGUUAUUCCAAGUUCGAUGGGCUGUUUCCCAUUAGGAAAUAACAAAUAAGUUGUUAGGUUUUUUAGAAUUUCAAUUGCGAUAUUUUAAUCCAGAUGUUAUGUCAAAUGAGUUCGGAAGGUGAGAAUUUUUUUAUUCACUGAAAAGCCACGUUUCUCUUCCAUUUUCUAAACAAAUUUGUUUUGUUCAGUCGUUGAAUUCAAGUCGGUGAUUUUUUGAAAAGCGUUUCACAGCUUUGUGAGACAGUAGUCAAGAUUUCGGAUACUUUCAGAACGAAAGGUUUAGGUUAAGAGAUUACAAAGCAACCUUCACGCAAGCAAUUCUGGGUCUUUUAUAUGCUCUCUGUGGUCCAUAUUAUUUUCAUUCGAUGUUCACCCUUGAUAACGCUGUGUAACAUAUUCUGAAUACUGAGUACUAGGCUUAACUCUCAGAUUUCAAAGUUGAGAGUACAAGUUCUCCCUACCGCUCGCACAGAUUAUUUUCGAAGUUGAGAAUUUGGUCAUCAAAUCUCUAAAUCAAUUUACGGUAUGAUAAACAUGAACAGUUUUGGAGGGAGAAUUUUUAUUGCGAGUUGAAGAGUUAAGCUUUGCUGUUUCACAAACAAAUUAAAAGGGCAAAAGUUAUCGAAAACCAUCAGAAAGCGAAGGAAAAAAAACAAUGAAACGCUCUGAAAAUUUGAAAGAAGAAAGCUAAACUCAAACCGAGUUGUCUUGAACAUUUGUAAACGAGCAGAUCGAGGUAGAAGCCAAAUCAGGGGGAACGAAUUCUCUGGAACAAGAAACUAACUAGGAGAAAGUUUUGGCCCUUAAUAAUUUUCCUGUAAAACAGCAACAAAUCUUAGAAAGUUAAUAGUAAGCGUGUUUUGAAAGGCAGCAUGGAAAACUAUUCAUAUUUUUCCAUUAAAAUUCUUGAAAAUCAAGGACAAUUUACCGUCAUAAAAUUGGGCAAUCAGAAAAAUAAAAAUUAAAAACGGUUUGCCCUCGAGAAAAUAUACAAAAGAAUUUGAAAUCAAACGUUUGGCCAAAUUCAAGGGAAAGUGUUUCAUGUUGCCUUUUACAACUACACGCCAUGUACAACAUCUCAAGCAAAAUCUCAAUGGUAGUUACUUUUGAUCAGGAGGCAAUGUUAGGUAAAUUUGAAAAUUUUUUCCUGAUGUGGUAGUGGAUAUUUUGGCGGGAAAAAAGUUUUAAAAUGAAGUCUUGUAAAUUUUUUUGCCAAAAAUAGUGUAAGGGGAAACUCUGUGCAAAUUUUUCCAAAUUUUCCCGCCAAAAGACUUAGUAUAUUUUUGAACAAAUAUUGGAAUCUUGUUUACAAGCAAUAAAGGAUUUUACACCAAAAACAAGUGUUUGAACUAUACUUUAUUGAACUGAGAGAUAAAUAAAUAGCCAUUGAAAACUGACUACAUUUAAACACCGGAGCAAAAAAAAAAAAAAAGAUGGCGCAUACGUAUUUUGGGGCGCCAUGAAAAUAACCUCUUUAUUAAAAAAAAAAAAAUCCGGCGCAUGCGUAUUUUGAGGCACCGUAUUUUUUCUAAGUUUUUUGGCGGGAAAAUUGAAGACGUUUGAACAGGGGUUACCUAAGAAAACCGACUUUGAGCAAAAAUUUAACUUGCAGAGUCAAUAAAGAAACUUAGCUGUGCAGAACGUUUCUUGUUGCACCCUUCAAAAUGAAUUGGCAUCCAUAAUUGCUAAAGGCUUGUGAACUGGUUUCUUCGACAACUUCUGCUGGAAUAUUUUAUGAAUCUCCGAAAAGAUGUUUUCAAGAUCUGCUGUACACUAAUUCUACCUUUUCCAAGGAUCAAAUUGUUUCUCAUCGCAUACUUCGUCUUCCAGUGGCUUGUGAUCCAACACUUGAGUAAGCAGCAGUCUUGUCCACAGUUGCUUUAGGAAAGAAAAAAAAUAAUUGAUAAGUAACCAAAUUACAGCAAGAAUUGAGUUUUUUUUUUCGUAGUUUGUAUUUGCAAUCGACUAAAAUGUUUCCACUCAAAGAUUAACCUACCUUUGCUUAAGAGUCGAAAUGUUCCCUUCAGAUUUUUUUUGUCCUCCAAUUGCUUUGUAUCCCUCCAUUUUCUUGUGAUCUUUCCCUUGAAUGAACCUUGUCUAAAAAUGAAGCAACAGGAAAAUAAAAAUUUUAAUUACAUUUUAUAACAACAAUAGAUUUUUUAAAAUUCGUUUUUACAAUAAAUGAAACAAGACCCUGUCACUCAUGAGUGAAUCUGUUCAAUACAACUUCGAUGCUGGCCUCUUGUUGACUGCUAUCCCGUAAUUUUUCUAAAAAUUACUGACUUUUUGAGUGAAUGAAGUUUCUGUUAAAAUUACUGAUCGCGGAGCACUCUGAUUUCAAGCAAGGUUCACCACUUUGAUCAUUAUUCAUUCUUGGUGUAACAAGCUGUUACUAUCACGAGUAAUUGUGAACAAAGAGAUCAAAAGGCUAGAGCCUAAGAAAUAAAAAGCGAUAACUCAAAGGAACACUUCACAAGUUCUUACAAUAAGGUGAACUCUAAACAUGACAAGAAUUUAAGAAUUUAAGAAUUUAAAUAUGUGCUCUAAUAUUCCGUGGAAAUUAUUGGUUCUGAAACAACGCUGACCUUCGCAAAAACUUGUUUAAAAUAUUGUCAAAACAAAAUCUGGAUAUUCUCUGCAGUUUACAUUCGUGUGGUUGAAUUGAUGUAGUAAUGGCAAUAUUGCGGAGGUAAAAUUUAUGGAAUUCACACACUCAAGGCUACUUAGAAUUUAAAAAAUGUUUUUGCAGAUUCUCGUGAUGUACAUUUGAAUAUGAAAUGUUUCCUCACGUUAUAAUUUACCGUUUUGUUGAUCUCUCUGUAAAGACAAACAAUAGCCCCCGCUUGGCGCGAAAUACGCUCGGAUAUUUCAUCGCGGACAUUAUUUGUUCCGAGGUGCGGACAGUUUUCUGAGAGCGCAGUGUUUAUUAACCUUCAAAUGUUUUUUCAACGCGCGGGAAAAAAUGCUUAUAAACAGCUAACCUUUUCUGGGUGAGAUGAGUACUUUUCAUUGUUCUCAUGUACGACUUAAUGAGCAAACAAACAUGUCUCUUCUCCUGUAACAGCGAAAUGUUGUCUUAUCUUGAAUUAAAUUUUAAAGGAUACUUAGCGUACUGGACGGUAACGUGAUGUGUUAAGACCAAUUGAGAGCGAACACAAAUAUUUGAUCGAUUAUAAAUCCUGUUAUUUCUUAUCAAUAGCUUAUUCAAUUUCGAAAAACAAACAGCCUCCUUAAGAUUACAUAUCUUAAGUACCAGAUUUGACGAACACUGCGUAGGAAAUAACGGCGGAAAUAACGGCGGAACGCGACGCAAUCAGCUCUUGUCGACCCGAAAAGUUAACCCUUUAAUUCCAAAGAUCUGAUUGUUAAUUCUCCCCUCAAGGUGCUAGAAAUUUGCUUGUAAAUCAGUUAUGAGAAUUUGGUGUUAGAUCGAGAUAAAAACUUCUGCCUGAUAAGUUUGAAUAUUCUCAUGACCUAUUUGCUGGAUAAUGUUUAGAUAUUAUUGGGAGAAGUCACAUAUUAAUCAUUUCUGGGAGGUAAAGGGUUGAUAGGUGUGUUUCUGAGCCUGUUGGUGAUUUCAAAAUAUUUGCCUGAUACUCGAGUCUUUCUUAACUCGGCAUAAAAUUUGUUUACGACUUCAUCUAAUGCAAUGCCUGUCGCAUGUCACAUUUAAAAACAUUUUUGUUUAUCAAGAACUGGAUUAAAAAUAUUCUUUAUGACAUGAAAACGAUAUUGCUGAUUGAUAUAAAAAUCUAUUUUUAAGAAUGUCACUGUACUUUGGAAGGAAUGUCAUCGAAGUAACCGUGACCAUAACACUGUAAUUUAUGUAAACAACCAUUAAUAAGUUUCAUAGCCUCUAACACCGUUCAACGGAAACGAAGUCAGACAUUCGUGGCAUUAUUUGAGCGAAAGUAGCUCCGAGUGUUGCCAAAGUCUUCAGUGCUGAUAACUGAUUACAUAUGAGCUACUGACCUAGCGUGCAGUCAAGAUGGCUAGAUAUUGGUCGAGUUCUUUUUUUUUUUUUGCGUUUUCAUGGACCGAGACGAAGUUGAGGGCCAUAAAAACCCAAAAAGGGAACGAGGCUAACAUCCACUGAGCCAUCUUGACUGAACAAGCUUGGUCAAUAACAUAUUUAUUGUUUAACAAAAUAUUGCGCUUUAAUGAGAAUCAAGAAUGAAAUGUUUAUUUCGAGAGCCAGGAAGAAAACAAACUCUCUUUUUAGCACAAUAAAACCAGGAAAGUGAGGUCAUAGUUAUUAAGUCCGCUCCACGUAUUUUCUUUUGCGCUCCACCGAUCUCAUCUUGGCCGCUUGGGUAGCCAAUCAGUAGCCCAUCAAUUAUUGGUGAUGUAAUAAAGGCCUUAAUUCUGCCUAUGUUAUGAAGUAUGCAGGAAACCGCUUUGCAACUUAAUUGUGGUGGAUACACUUGCAACCUCGUUGAUUGUCUAUGCUCGACCCUGUAUAGGUUUUCUUAUUCUUUUUUUCUGUUUUAUGUGUAAGAAAACGAUGGUUUUAUAAAAGCCUAAAUCAACCACAAUCAAUACUCUUUUUCUUGCCUCGCAAGAUAAUGAAAAAAACUACUUUAGUUGAAUCUUGAACGGUAGCCUAUCCUUUGCAAGUUCUCCGUUUUAAAAGUGCAUUGAUAUUCCUUAACGUUAACUUACGAUUUGCUAUCCACGAUUCUUAACAAUCUCUUCGCACAUCUUGUCUGUUUUCUUUUUUUCCUAUGUUAAAGAGCAAUUAUUGAGGAUCUACUUCAGCUAAUGAAAAAUAACAGUUUGUACGUUUUCGCUGAAAACUCAAAAUUUCGCUCCAUAGUUUCUCGCUUUGAUUAUGUUUGUUGACGUUUGAACUCCACAAAAUGUUUAAAUAUCUGAUGAUAUUUUACACAUGCCUCUACUGAACAAGUCGAGUGCUUUGCUCUUGCCAAAAAUAUUGUCAGAAGAGAAAGGAUAAAGAAGGUCAAAGAAGUUAUACAUAGAUUUAUUCUGAAGACAAAGAGUAGGAAAAUUAUCCCCCUAAACUAAAACAUUGUUGAUAAAAAAGUGCCCAUGAAAGCUCGGAAAAAGUAGUUAAGAUGUACCUCUUUAACCAGAGUGAAAAAGACUCGGAAAUGCUCGAUGUUAUUUUAAAGCAAAUAAAAUAAAUAAACUCUCACCUGUAAUGUAUUGAAGAAAUGAGUGUACAAUCCACAGAUCCAUGACUGCCACUUAGCAUCCCAUGAAAAUGAUGUCACAUGAGAUUCAUAUGUAGAUGGAUGGCAAAAUAGGUCCCUAUGUCAAAAUAAAGUCGCUGCUGUAAGCGUGAGUCUGCUUUGAUGAUCACCCUCUAACUAGUUUUCAAUGUCAAGUAAUAUUGUAGGAGUUAACAAAAAGGCAAAGUCUGUGCUUGUGCUUAUCGACCAAGAUCACUGCUAGUUCAAUAAGAUGAGAUGCUAUUCCAUUACAGGUUACACCCCCCCCCCCUGCAUUUCCGAUCAUAUUUUCCUGAAAGUUUGCUGGUACCCAUUUACACUCCCAGGUAGAGAGAGGCAUUGUGCAAGUAAAGUGUUUAGCCCAAGAACACAACACGAUAGCAAGACCAGGUCUUGAUCCCAGACCUCUCGACCCAGACCCCGGCGAGCCAAACUUUGCGCGACUUUUUCUCCCAUUGUAAGAUUUUAGCGAGAUUGAAAAGGCGAAUUCCGCCAAUUGUACAAAACUGAAUCGUAUUACAGCCUGACCUUGUCCUGAUAUCUGUAAAAUGCACUCGUCCCUGAUAGAAUGCUAGUCGAUCUUAGGUUACCCCUCCAAAUUUUCGUUAUGCUUUUCCAAAAGGUCGUAGGUGCCUAUUAAUACAGGGGCGGAUCCAAGAUUUCUUGAGAGGGGCUGGUCAAAACGUUGAUUUGGAAAAUUAAGAAACUUUUCUUACACAAAAGCCUGUGCUCUCUUCACUGCACUGCGUUUGAACGUCCUUAUGGGGAUUCUAAUGAAUGGUUGCACACUUAUUAUAAAACAUGUGAAGAUGUGAAGGCUCACCUUAAAUAUCCUGGAAUUAAAAGUAGUCUGUCCAAGUUUGUUAUAAGACUGGUACACACCAUGAUGUCAUCAUCAUGACUAUAGCAUCAUCAUCAUCAUCAUCAUCAUCAUCAUUCGUGAUCAUCACUUGUGUCAGCUCAGUUUGGCCGUAUUUUUCACCGUUGAAAAAUUAAAGAAAGGUGUUUUGAGACAAUGGUAGAUACUUUUCUGCGCUACAGGGCUUAACUUGUCACGAAAAACUUCAAAUAUGUGACUAACUAUCAGAGUUAGUAUGAAGUUACGAGAGGAUGAAUUUUCAGCUGGGCUUUAGGGUUAGAGUAAGCUUCACGUAUAGUAGUGUAAGUUAAGUCAGAGGCAGUUAGGUUUAUCAGAUGGCAGUUUGUUCCAGUUCAGCUAUAAACUGUAACUUAAUGAUUUUAAGCCACUAAACAGCGAUCAGCUUGCCAAAUAAAGCCGCCUUUAAAGAAGAAAGUUCUUUUUGGCAAGGUGAUUUGAUAGGACGUUCGAACAGGUGAAAAACAAGGACCCUUGUCUUGCAAUCAUCGUCACAGCAAAGAAUCGUUGUUGCUGACGGAUUGUGUACUUUUUCAUUUAUGAUAGAGAACAUUUUAAUCUGGACAUGUGCACUUGCCUAAGAAAAUCAUCUGUUGUAAGAGUGCCUAGAAUCUAAUGAAACUAAUAAUUUUACAUUUAAUCAUUUUGUCAAACUGUAACAGUCUCUAUACAGUUAAUAAUAUUAUCACAACCGACUAGGCUUUGGGUUGCUUGAUCUCCCGUCAUGUUCUGCAACGCUACAACUCAAAAGAUCUGAAUAUGUUUUCUCUCUUCUGGAGGCAAUGUAUUUACUUCUGAAUAAAUCAAGAGAAGUUAGUGUCAUAUCAAGAUAACAACCUUUAGCUGAUAGGUUUUCUAUUCUCCACACCUGUUUACUGAAUAAUGUAUGGAGAUUUUAAGAAGAAGUUGUAUUUUAAUCGCGUAUGGGAAUUAAUGGUUAACUUAGACAUGUACUUGGAUAGGGGUUGACUAUGAAGUAGAAAUGGCAGAAGAUUCGACAAAAAUUGUGUCCAAGAUAACAAAAAGAAAAGAAUGUUACCUGAGAAAGCCUAAUUCGGCGGGUAAAUUAUCCAUGAGCUUCACAAUAAGAACGGAGCCAUGAUGUCUUAAGCAGGGAGUUCUGAAGAAUGCCAAGACGAAACAGUCGACCAGAGUAAGGGUCCACAUAUCCCGUAACUAAGGAAGGUUGUAAAAUUUGGAUAAAUAUGAGUAAAGCUGGAAAACGAAGCAUCGAAGUAGCUUAUGACCUUCGCUUCACUCUUCAUUUCACUCGCAAACCUCGUGCAAAAGUUACACGGAAAACUGAAUAAUUAAAAAAAAUCUGAAAUUCAAAUAAGUGAUAAUGACUCAGGUAAAUUUGCAUUUUCUUGCACUUUUUUUGAACUUUGAAUUUCUGUAGUUUCCGGCCAUUUUUGGCUGCUUUUCUUGGCUGUAAAAUUUCCGUUAGAGAUAUGACAGGUCUCCGAGAUGUUUGUGAUCGGGAUGUUAAUUACAACUGAUCUACCUUUUCGGAUAAUUCUAUUAAGGUAAAUAAAAAGUAAGUUUGGCUGUUAGCUUUUUUCGAAACGUUUUCUUUAGAACGCAUAAAAGCCCCUCCUGAGAUAAAAAAGUUUCUCUCCAGAUAAAAAUGUAUUUAAAAGUUGUUCGCAAUUUGCUUAAACCGUGGGCUUAAUAAUGUGGUUUUACUGAACUAAGGAGUAUUACCUUAGCAAAGUGAAUGAAAAUUUAUUCUGUAAUUUAUCAAAAUCAAUGACAACCAGGAAAUAUCAAGAGGAUCUAAAUGAAGUUAAACAAUAGUCGUAAGACGGCCAAAGAAUUCAUUAUCCUCAGUUUUGAAACAUUCUAACUAUUAGUCGCAGACAAAAGGUUAGCUGUAAAAAUUUUUCCUGUCUUCACUGUGUCAUUUUGGGUUUACAGCAGCCGUAAAAUGGCCAAAAUUUUAUUCGUUAGCCGUAAAGGUCAUCACCCUAUUGAAACCCUCCAUCAAUAGCUCACCGCUGAUCGUUAGAGCUACUCAAUUGACGUAAGAAAAUGAUGCAAAAUUAAUCUGACACGAAUUGAUGAAUGACCAAUCUAAUGAGUGACAACCUAGAUUUAUAAGGCCGCAUCACAAAGACCUCACAAGCAGUUUUCGUGGAAUCUUUCCUAUAUGGGUUCUUUUCUCGAACAGCAGAUGAGCCUCUCUCAGUUGGCCCGCGUCAAACUAACCGAUGCAGAGAAGCUCAUGGCCAACGCACGUGAAAAUGCAAUCGGAAAAACAGCAGACGCGCAGCAGCUCAUGGUUGAAGCAAGUGUCCUACUUAAGCAAGAUCUUGAAAAUGCAGCAAAAGAAAACGCUGUUAUCAAUGAGAUCACUAAAACAUUGAGUCAAGUCCACUUCGCCAACAAGAUCAAGUUGAAUGUUGGCGGUACGUUCUAUACAACAACACUGGAUACUCUACGAAGGGAUCCAGAUUCUUUGCUGUGUGCGAUGUUCUCGGGAAAGUUCCGAUUAAAAAUGGAUGAGGAAGAUGGAGCAUAUUUUAUUGACCGUGAUGCAGAACUUUUCAGGUAUGAAAAAAAUAUUUAUGGUAAAGAGUACUCUUAAUCACUGAAAAAUUCUCCCCAUCACUCUUUGUCUCACCAUUUACGGUAUUGGAAAAACCCAUUCUGACAUCUUGUGAGCUACUGAGCGUGAAGUCGAGCAUGGCCUCAAAGGAAGAAGUAGGCUCGGACUUUCCCUUAUAUUGAGCUAACUUGUAAUUUUAUUUUUAUUAACUAGACAAUGAAUAUUCAUUGUAGAGAUUGAAAAGCUGGCUUAAAUACAAAUACUGGCGAUCAAUAGAAACAAAAUACCCGGUGCCCAAAUUGUAAAACCCGGCCCAGAUUAUAUACACUGUUUUCUAUUUGGUGUUCUCGUUCUCUUGUUUGUUCGAAAAAUGCAUUUUCAUCUUCGGCACUCACCACAACAAAUCUUGAUAUAUUCCAAACAACAAACAAACAAAGUUCAAUCAGCAAAGUUUGAAAAAGCUGGAAUUGUGACGUCGUUGCUCGACCUCGCCACUCGUGUUACAUAAUAUGCAAAAUUUUCCGUGUCUCAGUUCAAAGCUUAUAGAGGCGAAAGGCAACGCCAUUACUUGAUCAGUAUACUGUGAAAUUACAAUUAUCACAAAGAGUACACAGGAGCCUUAAUUUAGAUCGGAUGACGGGGCAAAAAGUGAUGAAAAGGAAAACAAUCUCGAACACUUACAUUCAUAAUUGUUUAGUCGCCAAACGGAUUUUCACUUCCUACUUACUUAAACGCAGACCACACAUCGAAAUGGAUGAGCAGAGGCUUCGGUUAUUCGAAGGGUAGAUAACAUUAUCCACUGGAUAAAUCUCUAUAUAUCUGGCGGAUAGCACUGUACGUUUUGGUAACAUGUAUCCGCUGGAGAGCAAUUUAUCCACUGGAUGGCAUUAUCAGCUUCUUGAACAACUGAGAUCAGGAAAUUAAGUUAAUUUAUCUUAAUGAAGCAAACUGAAACUCAACUGAAACCGCAUUUCAAUAACGUAAAAUAUAAGAGGGAAAGUAGAUCAUUAUAUUGGUGUUUCACGCCUUGCAAUUUCUUAGCUCUGACUCAUCAUAUUAUUAACAAUGAUUGCAUUUUACCCAAACACUUCCGCCAUACUCUCAGCAACAGCGAACCUGUUUGUACAUGGAGGGCACAAACAUAUCUUUGACAAGGAUAAAUCUGUAAGGUUGAUAAUCGACAUGGAUGAAAGGAAUGUUGAUCAAGUAUCAUAGCAACUUUACAAAGCUAAUGUUUCAAGUGUUAACUCGAAGCGGAAGAUAAAAAAAAUUAGACAAAAAUCUCAAUACAAAAGAAAACACAAAUAUUUUUUAAGAGAACAAAUAAAGAAAUGUUUGAGCCUCAGUGUAACCAGCGCGCUUUCUGCUAUUAAAAUUACAAUCCAAAUGAAGACUUAAGAGUUUUUAAAGAAAUUAAUUAUUCAUCAAAGUAUUUUAGCGUAUACCUGCCACUCGACCUCAAAUUUCCCACAAAAAUGCCUAAAAGAUCACGUAUACGUAAUCAAUAUACCCCAUAAAGUUGGCUGGUUAUGGUUUGACAUUUCAUCUUCAUCGUCAUUCAAGGUACGUCUUGAACUACCUUCGAGAUGGAAGCCUGUUCUGCCCAAAUGACAACAUAGUCCAAAAGGAGCUGCUCGCAGAAGCCAGGUUUUAUCAAAUUCAGGGGAUAAUCACCGAUCUGGAAGAAAAAAUUCCCUUUGAAUCCACGUUGAUUUUAAAGAAUGAGGCCCAUCAUUCCAUUCUCCUAUCGUGGUUGCCGCCAGGAGCUACUUGUUCAUUGCUGUACCAAGCCUCCUUUGAUGGACAAACUCCAGCUGACUUCCAUCGUUGCUGCGAUGACAGAGGUCCUACUCUUGUGGUGAUUAGAGUCGGGUCAUACAUCUUUGGAGGCUUCACGUCAAAGUCGUGGGAAUCGGGUAAGACUAAAAAUUAA